Molecule: messenger RNA, 71362 nt
Organism: Xyrichtys novacula (pearly razorfish)
Lineage: Eukaryota; Metazoa; Chordata; Actinopteri; Labriformes; Labridae
Source: the annotation of a GenBank genome assembly
AUGGAAGUCCAGAGUGGCCUUCAGCAGCCUGAGCCCCGCCCUCUGGGUUCUCCUCGGUUGGGGACCAAUCAGCAGAGUGAACUAGAAGACAGGCAGGCGGAUACUUGCAUCAGGCCUUCUGCAGACAACCACAGCAGGGAUGGACAGACAGCGAGCCACAGAGAUGAUAAAAAAGUAAGUUGCAGACCCUAAAUGUUGCACCUGAAGCUGCUGUGCUAUGUGUGCGUUUGGUUGUGUCUCUACAUGUGGGUGCUGAAUGACGAGAUCCUGUCGGUUGAGCUCAUCUUGGUGAUGUUUCCCAUACAUAAACAAAGAGGAACUCUUAAGUCAUUCUGGGUAUUAUCUCUUCGAGUCAUCACAACGAAGAGUUGAACAAGCGUUUGCAUGUUUUGUGGUGUUGCACUAAGCACUGAUGGCUGCAGAGAUGUGUAGGUAUUUUCCAGUGGUUGAAGGAGCUCUCAUAAUGUCUGCAAGAAAAAGUGAAACUAGCUAGCCUAUAUUCUGGUCUUGGGCUUCUGCGGUCUCAAAGGAAGUAGACAAAUGUGUUGCCAUGCUGCCCCGGCAACCAUACCUCACAGUACAUGUUACAAACCACAGCGAUGAUAUGUUCAUUUAGAAGAGCUUAUUAUUACAUAAAUAAAUCAACUUGUGCAGCCUUCACGUGCAGCGACUAAUUCUCAAGCACAUUAACCUUCUGCCAACUUGGAGCCCUGUGCACGUCCAAAGAGUGACAGUAAAAUCCUCUCUGGCUCUCAUCCAUCUUGGGGACGUCAAUCAUGCUUCUCUGGCAGGAGCCUGAACCUCUUUCUGUCAAUCAGCCUGAGAGGCUCUAUAGGCCUCGCAGCGGAGAGGAGAUAGCAGCAGAAUAAACAGAACAGAUAUACGAAAACACUCACUCGAUGGCGGGACUGAAUGCUGCUGGCAGCUGUGAAUGGGAUGCUUGUCACGGCUUGCUGUAUCAAUUUUGAGUCUUUUUGAGCAAACAGUUGCACAUAACCCUUGAGGGGGCUUUAUCUUGGCGAGGAUGAGGGUCCUCUGAGGCAUCAACAUCAACACUAUUGUUAAUGUGGAAUAAUGUAAUUGAUUUUUUUCUAUGGCGAUUUGUCAAAGUGAACUGGCGAGGACGUUAUGUUACGGAAACGUUUUAAAUCCACUUUUGAUUUUAAUUUAAUUUUUGUGAUAAAUUUAUUUUGUUUUUGACAAAUCUGUCUUUGAACUAGAGCAUGAUUCUCCAUGUGCAGGAUAUUUAUGAGAAGCUACUGGAAAUAUUUCUUCUUAUUUAGGUUUUUAUUGGAUGUCUGAUGUGCAGAUUAUUGAAAAGUCUGCCUCACUCAGAAAACACUGAUUACUUGUGGGCAGUAAAACUGAAAUAACAGACUUUAUUAAGCAUUAAGCAUAAAAAUCUUAUGUAUUCAAUCAACCAGUCCAUCUUUAUUUGUGCGGCACCAUUUUAUUGAAGAUGUUAUGACAAGAAACUUUACAGGGAGAGCAGGUCUAGACUGUACUCUUUGUGCAAAAACCCAACAUGAAGCCAAGAUUAUUUUGUGUUGUACCUGAAGCAUGUGGCAGUCAACAGUGACGUCUUUCUUUUAACAGGCAGAAACCUCAAGCAGAACCAGACUCAUGUUGAGCAGGUUGCAUCAGGCUGGGUAAAAUGGGAUAGAGGUAGAUGUAGAAAGAAAGAGAAAGACGGAGAGAUAGAGACAGACAAAAAUGAUAAUAGCUCAUCUAGACCUAUGGCAACAGUACCAAUAAUAAUGAUAAAAAUGUUUGUCCUAUCCGUAGGAGCUGCAAACUAAUGAUAAAAGACAGAUCUUAAUAUUAAUAGCAAGUCAAUUUAUUGAGUCUAAUAUCAGUAACGACAUUAUGAUGAUGAUAAUAGAGAUAGGAGUGAUGCUAUCAAAUUUAGCAGUUGGCAUAAAGCAGUUGUGAGCUUAACAUUUGCAUCACAACUGGUGAAAUUUAUCCUAACAGUUAAAGCAAAUGAGUCAGACAGGUAAAGUUUUAGUAAAGUUUCAAGCCUGCACUUAAGGGUAGAGAGGAUGUCUGCCUAAACCAGGACUUGAAGUUGAAUCAAAAGGAGAGGGGUCUGAUAACUGAAGGCUGCACCUCCCACACUACUUUCGGAGACCUCUCAAGAAUUGAUGGUGUCUGAUCAUUCAGAGGCUGAAAGUAAGGUUUGGAUUGUAGUAUAAAUUUUAAAAAGGAGCCAGUGCCUUGCACAAUGCAAUUUUGGAGCUUCAUCUCAAGCUAAUAAUGUGUUUUCCGCCUGUGUUAGUCAAUCAAUCUAUCUUCAUGCAAAGGACGCCAAAUUGCAACCACAGCUGGUUGAGUAGGUAAUAUUUUAAAUGCUGUGGCCUGGCUUAGAUUCUCUCAUUUCCCCUCAAAUGAGGCUGCCUUUAAUUAAUUAAUGUCUCACUUCUCAUAAAUGCCCAUACUGAAGUACCAUAACCUGUGGAAAUUAAAGGAGAAGUUGGAGGUUUUUUCUUCUCCAGACACUCUAUAGAAAUCCUAUACCUCAGACAAUGUGGAGGGAAAUUCAAUACACACUCUUCACACGGCUGGAGAAAAGAUCACUUCCUCUCAAGAUGUAAUUGGCUCAAUGAAACAAGCUUACACAGGCACUCUCACAUACACAGAGACACUCAUAAACUCACGCUGCAGGGCUUCCUGGUUGUCUUCCUUCACAUUAGUGGUCCCAGCAGCUGACUUUGAAAAGUUGUAUAAGAUCUUAGAGAAGCCAUUUUUAAGGCUGAGAAACGUUGGCCUGAAUUAUCAACCCCUUUUUGACACUAAUUUAUCAAGGCAGGACUGUUAAGCUUUGCCACUGUUGGAAAAUGUGACAGAGACGGAGACAGGGGUGUAACAGGUGAAACAGCAUCAGUGUAAACAUCAGUAUUGGCAGUACAAAAAAGGGCGGUGUGUGUAUUUGAGUUUAUGUAGCUGUGGCUCCUACUGUUAAGCAUUGAGGCAUUAGCUUCAUCAGGUAAAAACAGCACAUUUUUGUCUCUGUGGCAACAUCAAACGCUGCUUUUAAAUUUUACAGUGAAUGCCCCAUAUUGUUUACCAUCAGCCUAAGAUGUAAAACACUGCAUCAUAACACCUUUUAGAGUGUAAUAGUGGUGUAACAGAGGAGAGAGCAGGGCAGUCCAUGUCUGUGUGUGUGCCGUUUUUACACUUCUGGUGCUAUUUAUUGGUUAAUUAACAGCUGAUCCAACACCUCUUAUAAUCCGGUCAGCGGGCCGGCUCCUACUGCCACGGUGACAUUGAUUAGUCUGGAGAGUAUAUUCAUCAAGCUGUCAUCGGUGCAAGUGGACCGGUGUUUUGGCCUUGUUAAAGGGUGCUGCCUCUGUCCUGCCCUGUUGUUUAUUAGUGAUACAUCAUAGAGGAUGAGGUGGCACAGUCUGACCGGUGGGCUCAGAGUCUGAGCUGCUGCGGCGUAUGAACUCUUCCACUGUGCACUCGGCUGUUGCAUAAAGUAGAAAGUUAAUCAGUGGGUUCAAACUUAAGGACUGUUUCCACAUAAUAUAAGUACCCAAAGGCAAGAAAUCAUCUUGGUUAAAAUCAAACCAGCCUAUUCAAAAACUAGUCAUACAUAAGCAUCCAAUCACUCCUCUAUUUUGAUUUCAAUACUUAAAGGGAUAUUCCGGCUGCUGUAAGAGAGUUGGUGAGUUAUGUUUAGUCUUUUUGCUAAAGAAAUUAGGCAAAGCUAAAAAGAUGUUUGCUGGCUAGUGCUACGACUGGGACCCUACAUGUACUGUUGAUGAAGUUAGGUGCUGUUCUGAGCAUUAUUUGUGGCUAUAGAAUGGCGCUGUGGUUGAGCGCGUUGCUCUCUGUAUUGCUAUCUACGUUGGUUACAAAAGUUGGUAUAAUUAGAGAAGCAAGAUGUUUGGUGGCUAGUACUAUGACUGGGACCCUAACUCGGUGUUUCGGUGUGUUUGACCCUAACUUAACUUUACGCUGGAAUGUCCCUUUAACAGUUUCUGCUUUUACAAAUAUUAUGUUAGUCAAAUUACUAAUAAAUACCAGAUCAAGAACACCAAAGUACAGGUAAAAUAUUUCCACAUCAAAAUGGUAUUUUUUGUUUUUUGCAUAAUCUAAUAAAUCUGCUUUGCUCAGCUAAACUCCCAAGAAACCAUCUGGUUUAGUGACAAGUACCAAAAGCAGAUCAGGUGGAGUUUUCCUUUCAAAGGUUGAGCAGGUCUUUAAAAUUGACCCCGCACUCUGACCUCAAACCCUGACUCCUUCCUGUAGCCUGACCUCUGUGUUGAUCCGUGACACCAAUCGAAGCUCUGUACAUGACCUCUAAACCACCCCGAGGGAUUAUUUGUGGGAGCGCCCUCCAGUAUAAUUGCAUUGGUUUGUGCUCAUUAUGCUGCAAUUAGCUUUGUUGGGAUCUUAAAGCAUCCACCGACCACCACAGAUGAUGAGUUACAGCCCUGAUUUGAAGUGUUGCACUAAUUGGAGUCAUAACAACCUACUGACCUUUAACUCAUUACCUGCACUGGCAGCAGAAACAAGCCUGUGUGCGCGAAGCUUAUGGCUGCACAUAGGAGUUAGCUCGCUGAUCCUGCAGUUUUUAUAAUUGCUCUCUAUUUUAAGAGCAUGUGUGAGCGUGUUUAUGUCCGUGCUUGUGUGCACUAUUUCUCCAUCAUUUCCCAUCUUCCAUAUGUAAAACAGACUGAUCUCUUCCUCUGUGUAAUAAUUUGUGUUGUCUUUCCAUUAGAAAUGAGUCAUUGGGGAUUGGGCUUUUAGGCAUGGAGUGGAAUAGUGGUAGCAAUCAUUACUGCUGUUAUAUUUGAUUACACAAAUGAGAAACAUUCAGGAAGAGAGGAAGCAAAUUAUAUUAAAUUGCUCUGAAUGAAAUAUUUGUGUACGCUUCCAAAUGAGCGAUCAAAAAAUUAAAAUCCGUGCAGAUGUGCCUUAGUCAGUAUUUGAUUGAAUUUUGUGUUUAUUAACCAAUAAAAUCAACUUGUGUAAGCCGUAGUUCGAUAAGUAGAACUUCUUGUGACUUUGGGAUGACUUGUUAUCCAGAUGCUGUUUUGAGUUUUCGCCUAAUACUCUUCCUCAUCAUGAUUUUUGAGAUAACUGGAAAAACAGAUGGUCUCUCACCUUGCGAAGCAAUUUGGCUACAGUUGCAGUGUGACAGGUUGGGAUGUGAUUCACUUUGAUUAUUUUUUCCUUUUUUUUUUUUUAAAGUUGGUGUUGCAGCCUGUUAGUCUAGCAGUUUUAUCAUUGAAGAAUACUUCAAUACAAGUUUAACAUCAAAGUAUUUCACACUGAUUUCUGCUGUAAGAGAGCUGGUGCAUGUCCAGACUUUUUAGACUAGGUGGUCCAACUGGGGCACUGACUUACAUAGGGGUUGCAUGAAAUAUAUGUGCACACAUGAAUAAUAGUGUUUCAAACCAACAAUCAGUAGCUAUAGGCAGCCUGUUCAAGUAUAUUUUUGGCUGCCCAAGAAUAUUUGCCUUCGAUUUUAUAUUCUUUACAUAAAGUUGUCAUCCUUGCACCACCUGACACAUGCUCUGCAAGGACAGAGAGAUCUAUUAAGUCUAGUAAUGGUUGUGAUUCUACUUAAUUCCAGUACGCAUCAAAUGCAUGCUCUCUCUCGAUCACAGUAGUUGUUUUUUCAUGAUUUGUGUGCAGUUUUUAGUGUUUUAAAUCAUUUAACACUGAUCAGUUUUUUAGUACUGAACAGAGGAGGAACAGGCUCAUUCAUUUGCGUCAAAAUACAUCACCUGCACAACACUUCAUUGCUCAUUAAGGCAGUAUUUUGGCUUCACUUUUGUCUAUAGCUGCGUUUAGAUGGGCACAAAUAAUUGGAAUAAAUGAAAUCAGACAACUCUGCACAUGUCCAAAUGCCUCUAAUCUGAAUAAAGCUUGGUGCAUAUAUACACACAACAUGAUCGGAUUAUUUUGCACCCAUAUGAAUAGUGGAUUUAGAUUAUCCCAUCCCUCAAAUUUUUAACUGGAUCAAGAAAUUUUGUGCAUGGCUACUGUCUUUAUUAAUAUGAGGUCAAUGGGAUACAACUCCCCCAAAUAGUUUAUUUUCACAUAAGUGUUGCUUCUGACAAGCCUAAUGGCCAGUUGGAGGUUAGGAUUACAGGGUGGCACCUGGGGUGGCCAAUCUCCAACGGGGCCCAUGCCACCCCUGUGAUCUCUGUGGAUCAGCCCCUGUAGGUUGGCUCCUCAGGAUCAGGAUAAAUAUGUCGGGUUAAAAAUGAUAGAUAGCCGGAUGUUGGUGCGUAGACAAGUUAAGUAUUACCUUCUCUGUUUGCAUUGCUGGAGUGAGCAGAGUGCAGCGAGUUGAGGUAAAUACGGACAGACAUCCUGAACACCACCCUCAUAGCCUUCCCCUCCGUCUCCCCCACUCCACAGAUAACCUCAGUGCUAGCUAGCGGGGCCUGGAUAAUUACCUUGUGUUAUUUCUCCUCCCACACUUUGCUUUUGAAGUUGUGGCUGCCUGGCUGCCUCAGCUCUAAUAGCAUCCCGGCAUGCCAUCGAUCCCUCGCCCAUCCUCCGGAUAUGAACGGGGAGUGGAGGUGGGCUGAUGGGAUGUGGAAGGAGCAGCCCAAGAGUCCUUCUAGAGCCUCUGCAAGAUUCCUAAAGCACAACUUAAUCAAUGUGCCACUAUGCUUGAUCAUGGAAGUAGCACAAUGUAAAUUAUUGUAAUAUGAACACAUGAACUACAGUGGGGAGUUAUUAGCAGGCAAUGAAACAUCUUUAUAUCAAUUUUAUACUGACAUUUGCAAUGCCGGUCACUGACGUCAGCAGACUGCAUUACAUCCAAGCAGUUUAUAGCAUAUAGACCAAAGCUAUGCUGCAGUCUACAAGGGUUGCCUAAGUGCACACAAACUGUAAACACUAGAUCUGCACAUUACAAUGUCACUGUUUGGAUGCAAAGCAACAGCUGCUCAAUAUUAACAAAUAAAUGCCUGUUUUGACUGAAAAAGUACAACAUGCGUUUAUUGAAUGAUUACCUUUUAGAGUGUGUGUGGCAGGUCUAUUAUGUCGACUUUAAACCUGUACAGUUACAGUUAUGAAUGUAUUUUAGCUGUAAUUGUCUUUUCUGAUGUCCGAGUCACUCAGAAAGAGUCAUUUGAGACUGCAAAUAACCACAGGAAGAUGACACACAACUGCUAGUGAGUAGAUUUAAAUUUCAACGGUUGUAUCUUGAUGGGUUUAUUUCCGAAAAUAAAACAUAAUAAAUCAAAAUGUAAACAGAGCAGAGUUUAAGCAAGGUUGACUUGGCUAAUACAGGUGUGACAAGCACUAGCAUUUAAAUAAACAGAUAAAUAAACAGAAACACUGCAACAAAUUACAAUGUUAGUGAAUGAGCUACAUUUCUCUGUAUACUGGUAGCAUCAAUGUUUUCUACACCAUGCAAACCGGAAUCAAGUGGCAACUUCCAGUCCUGAGAAUUACUAAGUACUAAAAACUACAGUUCCCAGAGUGCCUGCUAGGACUUGCAGAAAAAGCACUGGAAACCAAGUACAAACUGAGCCGAGAUGAAGACGUUCAAUUCUUGGUUAAAAAACAAACAGAUUUGGCCUGAAUCGCUCAGGGCUACAAUUUUGCAGAAGUGUUUUUAUGAUCAAGGAAGUAGAUGCACGUUGGCUUGACUGACAUGUUUGAUGCUUUGUUGAAACUUCUGCAGAUCUCUAACACAGCACCAUGUUCAAAUAACCACCCAGAAGUCAUAGUGACAUUACAUUUUCAUCAACACUGACCAUGUUGUUUGGACGUGGGCCUUUCUCACCGUUCACACGCUGUUCCCACAGGUGAAAUGAGGUAAUGAUAAACUGUUCCUUCAGUGUCCAGAGCAGGAAGUAAUUGGGUUAGCACCUAGUUUGGUGACCAAGAUUAGGCUUUAGUCCAUGAUCUCAUGUAUUAAGGACAGAUUAUUAUAAGUGAGAAGGUGAUAAAGCAUGGCGCACUGUUUUUUGUAAUCUUUUGCUCUAUUUAGGAUCACUUAAUGGAUGACUACUGCAGAUCCAGCGCUUACAGUGAUGCUGCUUUUCUUUGCGGAGUAACAGGGAUAGGAUAAGCCGCAGGAAAUGCUUAUCAGGGCAAUUUGUUUGCUAUUAAAUGUGUUUUAUGGCCAGCUCUAGCUAUUUGUAGAGACAUUAUUUGUGUUCCUGCUGCUAUUUUAGUCCGAGGACUCUUUAAUCUGUCACUUAAAAGUAGAGAGAAUGAUCAAGCAUGUCAAACGUGCAUCAAGACACAACCUCUUAUGUUGGCCGUUUCAUCUCUUAUCUGUGCAUUUUUACAUCUUUGGUUUUUAGGUUGAAACAAAGACUUAAUAUUGGUGCUAGCAUCGCCACACACCCGUGCACACACACACACAAGAGAAACUCGCACACUGACACACUACCAGCAGAUCACAGGGACCUUAUUAGCAGCUGUCACAACAUAUUUAUCCCUCAUCUGUUUCUGGGAGCUGUCGCGAGCUAAAGGUUGCUCUCUUCUCCAAAGUGGCAAACUGGGCUCCUCACUGUGUUUUUCAUUCCCUCUAAUAGAGAACGAUGGCACAGGCCCCUGCCAUAUCUAUCCGAGGCCCUGUCCAAACAGGGGCGAUUUCUGCACUAAAAUAGCCCUGCUGUCAGCUUGCCUUAGUUGCCGGGCCCGCUGAGAGUCAGUUAAGGGGAUCAGUGCUCGCUGGAGUGUGCGGCUCUGUGGUAAGACACGGUGCUGGUGACACAUUGCUUUGAUGGGAUCACAGAGCGCUCCUAAUCCCCCCUCGACACAGAUGACCUCAGGGGCUCAUUGGACUCAGCAGAGCCACCAGUCAUGACUCUGGUCCUGCCUGACACCAGCAUCCUAUCCAGUUGACCUUCAGCCUCUAAAAUCACAACCCGCAUCCGAACAGCAUUUGGCUCCUUUAUUACAUGUGUUCGGGAUCUUUGUCUCCAGGUGAGGGUCACCUGUUGAGAUUUGUCGUGGAGGUUACCGCUGUAUGCUUUGUUAAACUGUUUAAAGAGACCUAACACCAAUCCAAUUGCACCGUUAGCUCUAAAUACGACAUUACUCUUUACUUUUCAGCUCAAAACAUUACAUUAGCAAUAUGUAACACAACGGGGCGUAACAGUUGGACACAGUUGUUCCACCUCUAAUGUCCUAUUUAAAGAAGAAACAGAGGCAUGAUUGUGGAGAGAUGGUGGCGUUGUGCAGUCUUGGAGCCAGCAGGUUGUUGCAGUCCUUUUGGAAGAUUGCAAAAGGAUGUGUUGUUGUGAUAGACUGAUUAAUCAAAAAGCUGAUUGAUAGGGCUGAUUAAUGGGAUUUUGAAAUAAUCCGCAUCAUAUGGCAGUGUUAUACCAAGCCAAACUUUUUCGUGUCCACAUUUAUUAAAGCUCCUGUGAAAUAGACUUGAACUUAUAAUCAUGCAUUUUUAUUAUAAACCAAAGCAAACAAGGCCAUCAGCGACAAGACAGACUGUUUUAUUCUGUAAUUUUUUAAUGCCUAAGAUUUGUGUGAGGGGGUAGGUGUCAACCGAGUAGCUGAAGUAACAGUCCUGUUUUUACAUUUUUUUAAUUAAGAUGUUUAUAUUAAAUGCCAAAAGUCAGCAGGAUCAUCAUUAUAAGUAUUAUUUUAUUUUAUUUUAUUUAUUUUAAUUUCAUGAAUUAAUUAAUUGCUUGCCAGAAGAAAGACUUAAUUAUAAAUAUGACAAAAAGCUAUUAGUGCUUUGGCAACAGUGGACGCCAAAAACAUCUGUCCAAAGCUUACUCCAGAGCCAUUCAGCCUAACCAUGUCCUGGCCAUCCUUGGAUGCUCGACUGAGACUUCUGAUUUUCCGCAUGACACUCAAGUUGCCCUGAACCUAGGGAUGGUGGUGGCCAAGAAGAUUAUUCUCUUAACUUGGAAGUCUAGCACUCCUCCCACCUUUGCUCACUGGCUCAACGAGAUGUUGUCGACUAUUCAAAUGGAAAGACUGCGCUUGCACAAACCCAACAACCCGAACAGAUUUGAGAGAACUUGGGGACCCUUCUUGGCUCAGUGUCAGGUGUGAUACCUGACUUAAUCUUUCAUAUGAUGGUACUUGGUUCAACUGAUGCAACUGUUUCUUUUUUCUGAAAAUUCAUGUAAAACUACAAUUGUCUGGCAGCCCUUUUGAUUGUUUUUGAUUGUUUCUUUACCGUUGUUUGUCUCGUACAGUUUUGUAAAGUUUAAAACUGAAAAUAAAGUAUUAAAAAAAAAAAAAAAAAAAAAACAGUGGACGCCAAAAUAGACCCAAUCAGAAAGCUACUCACUGGAGCUUUAAAUAACAUAAUUACUCAAGUCCAGCAAUUUUGUUUCUCAUUAGUUGGAGAAAAUUAAAUUAUUUUACUUUGUCAAGUAGAAAAACAUUGACAACAAUGUGAUAUCAGCAUUAUAUAUCAACCUGCUUUCUCAUGAUCAGUGUUCGCAUUGGCUGUUGAAAAGCCGAUCUUGGUUGACCACUUAUGUGUAUAAUUACAAUAAGAGUUUUCUCCACUGUUUCAUGGCAGGAGAUGGGAAAGUAAAAAGAUGAAGUACUCAGGCUGAAAAUAUAAAUAAAUGAAAAUCGCACAGUGCGGCUUUAACUUUGUGCUGCUGAGUUGAACAUCACAGCUGAUAUUUAAAAGAGAGAUUUCCUACAUGCCUUCCUUUCGGACGCUCACACAAUACUUACGUGAUAUGCAAGCUCUGCUCUCCAAAUUUAUGAGUCAAUCCUUCUAGCUGAUCUGCUACCCGACUUGAGCAGUUUUGGCGAUGCUGUGGUGUUGCAUCAGCCGCUGUUUUGCUGUGUUCUGUUUACCUGCCACUUCCCCCAGUUGCUGUUUUGCAUGUAUAAGUCUCACCCCUCAGCAACUCAACUGUGGAGAACCACGUUAUGUCCGUUCGCUGCAUGAAAAACAUGCGCUGUGACGUGACUGGCUAAUCAAAUUUGUAGGCAGCUUUUUGCGUCAUGGAUUUUUGUUGACUAUGUCGACUGAUCCUAAUAAGAACAUGACUAAAAUUAGCAAUGACAAUUUUAUUAGAGGGAGAGAACACGAUGAGACAAAUGAGAAAUUAUAGUGUGUGAAUAUGCAGUGUGAGAAUAGUCUGUACACUGUUAGCUGGAGUCACGUUACUCUUCUUCUCUAUUUAUAAAGCAGGGUUUUAAAACAAAUCUAGACCAAGCGUUUUUUUUUUCCCAGUGAAGCUCUAAAACCAUAGACAAUAAAAAUAAAUAAAAACACUACUGCUGCUGUUCUUUUAUUUGGUUCAUACUGUUGGAUGUGUGAUUUUGCAGGCCAGAAAUUUGGCAUGGGAACACAAGUCUGAGAACACCCUGUUUAGGAGGCCAUCUGGAAAAUCCUUUGCUUUGAUUUAAAAAAAAAAGAAGAAAAUCAUCCCCUUCAGUUUUCAGCGUUUUAAUGAAUUGUGAUCCCCGUUGUGCUGUGUGCUCUGCGUAGAGGCGCUGGUUUCUGCUCGAGUUUGUAUGACUCAGUGACAGGGCUGGGAACUGUUCGGUCUCUCAGUUUGUGAUGACUUGGCAGCGAAGGAAAGGUCAAGGAAGACUUGAGCAGAAUUGCCAAAUGUGCUACAUUAGCGGUAGUCAAACCUAGUUUUCACAGGAUGGAAUAUUUUAGAGGACUUUUAUAUGAUGCCAGGAAAUAUUGUCAAUCAUCCCACUCCUGGCAAUAGACCGCACUUGAUGUGGCUCUUUCAGUCACAAAACAAAGACUUUAAUAGGUUCAAUCUAAAAUCCUGAAUGUGGACAUAAUGAGAGGAAAAAUCUUUACAUUUUGAGCAAGAAAAAGAAAAAAAUCUGGACUAUUAAUACAGACUCUCUUUUGUCUCUCAAGCUGAUUACAAAUUUUCUCCGCUGAGACAAAAUGUGUAUCUUAUGCAGUCCACAAUAUGCUGUUAAUGUACUCAUUUCUGCCAAUUUGAGCUCUGCUUUGUGCCAAAUAAGCAAAUACAUCCAACCCUUAAGAAAGCCUGUUUGUCAUAUUUCAAGAAAAAAAAAGAAAUGAUCAGAGGGAAAAACUUUAAAGAGCUUUUACAACCAAUUGCACACAGUGGGAACACAACAAAUGGAGACCGCUUGGCUUAAUUUCUUAUUAGUCACGCUACCAAACUGCUUGUACUUUUGAUUUUCCCUAAAAAGUAACAUAUUGUUUUGUUGCCUCCAUGUGGAGUUUGGGUUUCUUGCUCAAUUCAAACUCUGCUCAUGUGGAUCAGAGGUAGAUCAGAAACCGAAUCCAAGGCUUCUGCUGAUUUCUUUUUCUUUGACCAGUUUUAGCAUAUCAAAAUAGUUGGAUACUAAUUUUAUUUUGUGAUAUUCCACGGCUAUUUCUCUCAAAAUUGAAUAUUCUUGAACUAUGUGCCAACCUGCAUUAAGAGGCGCUCUUUAUCCACUCUGUCAAAAACCCAACCUCUUUGUCUCGACUAGUCAGUGCUGAAUAACACUUACUUACCACAUUGUUGUCACGCUGACACUGAAAAUAUGAAAUGCCCUGACAGAGAAUAGUUGUAUUUUUCAGGACAUCUUGGUGACAAAGACAUUCUCAUGGGAGGAUGACCUCAGCUCGGUUCUGUCUGCUCUGACAGAUGCUACACUGUUUAGUCGUGACACUCACACUCAAAUAUUUCCAUACGGACAAUCUGUUUCCACUUGGAAAUGUUGUUUGAUUCGAUGUAAUCAAGCCCUUAGCAUCAAUAUUUCCCAGUGUUUAGAUGAAACUUGGCUUACAGUCCAAAUAAGAACUAUUUCAUUGCUUUUGCUGCUUUAUUGCAAAUACUGCUUUAUAUUAUCCAACACAUGUUAAAAAACUGAAUGUAAACCGCUGUGUAUAAAACAUUUUAUUUAUUAGAUCAGCCCUGUAAUUUCUAUUGUGUACUGGAAAAAUAGCAUGUCUUCUCUGCUAUCCUUCAUCCACAACAUUUAAUAGGGUGUAAUGAUUGGAAACAAAUGGCUGCAAAGUUGCUGUGAAAUUACAACAGAGGUUUCACAUGGUUUCACAUACCAGCCUUUCAAAAAGAAAUUACACACAACAGAAAGAAACAAAUAAAACAAAAACAGCAACAACAUUUCCUCUGUAGUCUAAGAGUUUAUCGGGUAAUAAUGUAGAAAACACUCAUCUUAGUAAAGCAUCUGAAAGUACUCUUUAAAGUAACAAUAUUUUACAUAUUAUGUUUUGUUAAACUCGAAACCACAAUUAUUUAGGAGAGGCUGUUGUACAAAGCUUAGACAAGCUGCUUAGCAGAUGGUUACUUUUCCGCCUGGUUUAAACCAAUUAGUAAUAAAUGUUGAACUCAUAAAUCAUAGAAUGUUAAAUUCAACCAAUUUUUACUUCUUACAUACCAGAAAAUUUGAAAAGCAAAUGUCAUGCCAUCUUCAUCCAUCUGCAACUUCAAGAGAAACAUAAUUCUGCUUGGCAAAGUAGAAAGAAAGUGAUGCAGUGAGAUUUCUGUUGAGUUGCCAUAAAUGCUGUGCAAUUAGCUUAUAGUCCAAUUUUUACAACAAUAAACAAUAAAUACUAUUGAACUUUUAUACCUAGAAAUGGAUUUUGACAACAUGUUCAUAACUUGCUCUUGGUAGUAAACCAUAUUUGCUUCAUGCUUCAAAAUCAACAUCAUUAAAUUAUCAUCAAACAAAAUAAGAAGUUUUUCUUUCCCACUUUGGACUCUGAGUUAGUUUUGGAUAGCUAUGUGUGUCAACGCAACCCAACCCUUCGUCAACGAAUGCAAAAUUACACAAACUUAUCCUACAUAUUGCCACUUUAUAAAAAUUCAUGUCAACUUUUACCUACUUCUGCAAACUCUCACUAGUCUACACCAGUUAUCCAAAAGUAUUUGCCCAGUGUCCACGGACUAGCCGACCUAAAGGACAGAUCUGGAAGUGUUGGUUUUAGCAAUGGUUGUAUAUGUCCACUGAAAGCACUUGUACAGUCCUACAACCAGUCUGAAUAACACAUGAAGUGGCGAAGUGCAUAGCAACAGUAAUGUAAUGGAGUGCAUAGCAACAGUCGGCGGCAGGCAGAGGAAAGAAUUUUUACUUUUCCACCAAUGAAAGUUUUAUGUGCGGUCGUUUGUUCUUAUUUACUAAUACGCUGGUGUGGUAUAGGUCUUGAAUAUCCGACACCAAGGGAAAACGUUUAGAUUUAAAAGGAGCAGUUCAUGCUUUUUAUGUCUGUGAGAUGGAAAAGUCAGUGUAAACUCUUGAGGAAUAUUUAAAUUACCUAAAGAUGAUGGACUCUUUUUCAGGGUUCCUAUGCAAGUAUGGAAAGUAUGUAAAAGUAUGGAAGUAAUUUGAUCAAUUUCCGUGUUUUAAAUGAAAAAUAAAGUAUGGAAAAAUAUUUAGGUUUCCAGACUAUUACCACAGUAAAAAAUACUGUUUUCUAAAAUAGAAAAGUAGGUAUUUCCAAAAGUUAUUCUAAAAAGUAGGGUAUGGAAAAGUAUGGAAAUUCAACCUGUGUAGGAACCCUGCUUUUUGAACAUUUUCAUCCCUCUUGAGCCUCACUUCAGGAGUCCAGAUCAAAUACUUGUUUGAACACUCAGCUAUGAGCAAGCUCUGUCCAUAUACUGAGAUUCAAAACAAAGAGCCCUGCACCCUGAUGGGUAAUUUGCUCCUUGGCGGCUUAGCUCAGAGGGGCGUCAUUUGAGCACCCCACUCGCUCUGUGAUAAUAAGAGAAAACACCUCUAUUAUGUUCCCUUUGGCCUGUAAAAUAUACAUUCACACUUUAGCUAUACUGUGUGACCAGCUCUAUUAGUUGCAGCAGUUAGAUCCCGUCUGCUCACUCAUUAACACCAGCGGUGGAAAUAUAAGGCCGUCAUUACCAAGGUAGAUAAUUCUAAAAUACUGCAAUGGCUUUGAACUAAUUGGGGGAAUGAAAAGGCAAAUGUAUCACACUGUGUUGGGCCACGGCUGUGUCAUAAAGAUAUUACUGUUUUAAAAGCUGUUAACAAAAGUCUGGGAGUACGUGGGCACAGGUCAACUGACUGUGCCCUGUGAUAGCGUGUAAAUGAAACAGUAAUAGAGGGUUUCAUCACCACUACUAAUUACUGAAUGACAGUUUUCUCACCAGUGUGUGAGUGUGUGUGUGUGUGUGUGUGUGUGCACGCCUUUUGCCUGUGUGUGUGAUGGGCCUAAUUAGGUAAACUCCCAUUACACUUAAAAGUGCAUUACUGCUGCUCUUUUGUAAAAGCUAUAAUUAGAGCGCUGCGGAGAGUGCGCAGUAAUUAAGUGAUUUCUCAAGUAUUAUUAGUCUGCUUGUUAUAUGAGCUUGUUACACUGAAACGGAUAGAAUACAUAUUUGACUGUGCUUUGUUAACUUUAUAAAUAUUAAAGCAAAGAGCUAUUACACAGUAAAUUAGUAGACUGUAUGGCAAUUUAAACCUCGACCACUGCUCAAGGGAUUUUCUUCUGAUAAAAUUAAAAACCCAACAACGGACCAUUUCGGCCCUUAAAAUUGCAAAAAGGCUGGUGUGAUCUAAAAACAAGCAAAUGACAAUGUGUCUGCGCCUGAGCGUGCACACAAACACAUUGCUUGUCUCGAGCGCCUUAAUGACUGACUUGGCAUUUUUCUCCAUGUGUCAUCUGAUGCCUGCAGUAGCAGCAGCAUGAGCCCCAGAUCCUCUGACUAAUCCAGAUUGCCCUCUAAUCCCGGUGACACUCUUCUCUUCUUCUUUCCAUCGACUCUAUUAUUGGUACAAAGUUUCCAAACUGUCCAUUUAUUAAUGCCCCCCUACCUCUAUAAACUUAUAUUUUGGAGCAGAGGCUGGGGGAAGACAUGAAGGAAAGGACCCUGGCUGGGAAUCGAACCAUUGACAACUAUGACAAAGACAGCCGUAUCUAUACAGUCACCUUUACACAAUUCAAAGUAGCUAUUUACCAGACUCAAGUCUAGAGGUGACAGCGGUUGCCCCUAGACUGUGUUGAAUAGGUGUGGAUUACUGACUUUUAGACAAAGGUAGUUCAGAUCAGGCCAUCUGAUUGGAUUAAAAGUAUUCCAUUAGCACUCAUUAAAACAACACAGUUUUUUUUACUCUAUGUUUCUGCCUUAGGUGAUCUGAAAACAGUCACCUUUACACAAUUCAAAGAAGCUAUUUGGUGGUAAUCAUAGACUGUAUAUACUAUGACAACUUGACAACUUGAUCUAUGCUUUCACAUUUUAUGGCAAUAAAGUAGGGCAAGCAGAUAUAAAACUAGGUUUUCAUAACAAAAGAACUUAGUCAGGAUUAUCAUGUAUUCCAGUUGAAAUGCUUAGACUGUGUUUAUUAGAGAUAUUUGAUUUUAAUUUACUUCAUGUUGGAUCUUUUGUGUUUUAAUUUCUUAUUAAUUUACUCCCUAUUUGCUUUAACAUUUUUAAUAUAUCUAGGUUCUAAGUUCACUGUCACUCUACUUAAUCUGUUGAUCUCCACUUCAUUGUCACCACCAUGUUUUUUUAUGCCUCUUUUUAAAGGAUAUGGCAAUCAAUAGUGUAGGAAACUGGGAGGGGAGAGCGUGGAUUGACAUGCAGUGAAGGGCCACUGGGACACCUGCUUGGCCUCUGAACGUGGGGCGCACAAUUUGAUCGCUAAACCAAACUUUAAACCUGGCAGAAACUGCUCUAAAAUCAAUUGCAAAAAAGUCAAUCACAUGCAAAGUCACACUAUUAUCAACACUCAUCCUUGUGUAAAGUUGCUAAAGCGGCACUAGAAAUUCAGAAAGGCGCUCAUAUGUACAGGUGUAUUCUGUCACAGUCUCCUACUUUAUCAGAUCUUUACUCAGGUGUGCCCUGUCUGCUUAUAUUGUAAACCUGCAUCUCCAUCUCUGCUUGGUUUUGCUGCAGAAACGCUAUAAGAAGUGUGUCGCCCCUUUUCUCUAUUUUAUCUUUGCAUAGGAUAACAUUUACCUCUCACAUAGGUCCCUCUAAAAGCAGAUUUAAUUAAACACUUGUAAUGACUUUAAUCACUCUCUUAGUAGACCUUUAGGAGAAAGCUCAGAGACUGGGUCACUGGCACAUUUGCGCAAGGUUAGCAAAUCCCAUCAGAAGGGUGGUGAGUUGGAUUGAGAGCACGAACUGCUGUGCCAAGAGAGAUGGAGUAGAUCCUCUUUAUACACUGCUCUGAAUGGGCCUAUUUUUAGCACGCUGCUGGAUUUAUUGGACGGCUUGAUAACUUUGUUGCUCGGUUGUGCUCUACGGCUAAUCACUUUCAUUGAGUAUGGAUCUUUGUGCUUGUGUUGUGUGCACAGGGAUCAUAUGAGCCGUUAGAUCAUGCUGCUUUUAUUUAAUUGCAAGGACAAAAACAUAAACAAAAAGAGGUGAUGAUGUUUGGAAGGCAAAUACAGCUGCUAAAGAGGAAAAAACUAAAGCGGUAGUGAUGUCUUUUUAAGCCUUUUAUACAACCAAGUGCUAAAAAGUGUCUUUUAUACCUAUCUGGUUUGAUAAUAGAGCUUAAAUAUGGGAAGGGGGUUAUUAUACAUCGCACUAUAGCUACAAACUGUAAAGAGUUUUAAAGGACUUCAUCAUUGGCAGACUGCGCCCCAUUGUUCAUCCUAGUUGAGAUGUAUAGAUUUCAGAGAUUGAGGAAGGGAGGACACAGAAAUUACUAUUUCCUAUAGACAGGGACCCAGAAUGAAUGUCGUGCCCAGGGUUACCAAAUCUCAUUUAGAAAAUUCAGUCCUGGAAAUAUCCCUCCCUCCCCGAGUCUCCUGCGUCUCCCCCUCCCAUCACUAUAAGAGGGAAGCUUCUCAUUUUGUGGGCCUGGAGGCGAUGUCGCAGAAACCUGUACUACACACACACUCAUGCAUAGACACACUCUCUUUUCACACACGCACUCACUGCACACAGAAGGAUGAAUCUCAGGCUUGCAGGUUCUAACUUUAUUUCCUGCAGGUAAUUUUUACUCCUGGCUUUGUGGAUGUCUGGGUCUAAACUUGUAGUGCAAGGCUUAAAAAAAAAAAGAAAUGUGUUGCAAUGACAUUUUUAUUGGAGUUUUUUAAUUGACUAAGUUUUCAGGGAAAUCAGUUUUCUUUCGAAACUUUUGGAAAAUGCAAAUUAAACAAUGUGAGGAAACACCUGCUUGGUGCAACUGUUGGCAGUUUUGAUGAGCUUGUUUCAUGCAGUGUAAACUGAGAACAAAUGUUCAUGAUUGCAAGCAAUGACAAAGCAGAUACAGGUUAGCAGUGUAUGAAUGCAGCACUGGGUUUUCAAUCAUGGCAUUGUCUAUGGCCGGUGGUUUAACAAAAUAUUGAGGUGGAAAUUGCUCCUUUAGGCUUUUGCUUGUCUUUUUUUUGUAGUUUUUUAGUUUUAGUUUUAACUUGACAUCCUCCACCGGAUCAUGCAUAUUCAACCUGCAGGGGCUGAUCCAAGGGGUCAAUGGGGUGGCAGAGGCCCCAACUGCAAUCUUAUCCGCAAUCUCAUGUGCCACACAAAAAUCCUGAACUGUGAUUGGCUGUGAGGCGGGGCUUUUGGGAUCUAUAUUCUGUGAAAUAAAUAUCGAAAGUUUGUCCACAGCUCCAUAAGCUUUGCCUGCGGAGGCGGGAUUUAUGAUCUAUACUGCAGCCUGUCACCAGAGGGUGCUGUUCUCGGAGUGGCUUCACCCAGUGAGCAGGCAGACACUGUCCAUUCUAUAUACAGUCUAUGGUUGCAACCAAUUGCUGUAUAUUUAUAAAGACCACACGCCUCCAUCUCCACACAUUGUGAUAUUAAAGAAGUCUGCAGUGAUUGGUACUGACGAAUUGGGAUAAAAUUAAUAACUGAAUUGACAGAAAACAUUUUGAGAAAAGAUAAUUUGACAUGUAUUUCAGCUUUCUAGUUCGGCACAUGCCCCAUCUUCUAACAAGGCAGGUCAGUAACCUAUACUGCGAUGGGUCAGUAGGGGGAGCUUCAUUUUUGAGGGGCUGUCAUGUUGCCCAGCUUUUUAUUUUACGCUCUGCAGUUGAUUUGCAGAUUCUGUGUUUAUGAUGUGUUUCGCUGCGCGUGCAAAUUUUUAUGACAAUAAAAAAACUGUCUUUAUCCUCCUGGUCAGAUCCCAGCAUUCCUCACGCUUUUCUUAUUUUGGGACUUGUUUGUUACAGACUGAAAGGAGCGUUUUGAGGGAUGAUCACAGACGUUCUCCCCAGAGAAAUCGUAAGGAGCAAAGUGAGCCUAUUUUGAGCGCUGUAGCAGUGGAGAGUGGGACUCAUUAUGACUCACUCAGCACUGAAAUGCUCUGGAUGAUGUCUGAGUCAGGCAUGAGGGCCAGUGUCCGCUGCCAUGGUGAUGCACAGCCAAAUGUAACUGAACUCAGAGAGCAAUAGAGAUGGAAAUGAAAUGAGGGAGGCUUAAAAGGGCCCCGAGGCGGCUUCACUAUUGUCAUGAUAAAAUUCCCAGAGUAAAAGCUGGCGAGCUGUAGGCUCCUGUAUGUAGACUGAUAACUCUGAGAUCCUCUAAUGCUUCAGAGUUUCUGUGGAGAGCUUUUGAUGUUGAAAGAUAGAUGCAUCUAGGCCAGGCAAAGCUAAUUCAGGGACAAUUCCAAAAUAACACAUUUUUAUGACUGUACUCCUCUGCAGUUCUUUUGGGAAAUCUACUUUGAAAAUAUUCCUUUUAUUUGGCAAACUUGUUACAAAUACGAUCGACUUUCAGGUCAAAAAAUCCAAGAUGAAGUGAUUGUAGAGUUUCUGAGGAAUGUGCGGGCACAGAUACUGAAGGGGAAGCUUUGUGAUUUCAUCUGGAUUGAUUCAUCUCGAGAUAAUCUUUGUGUAUUGGUGUAAAAGUGGAACAGAAAACAUAUAAAAUCUUAUUAUUCUAGAUUUAAUUUCCCCCCUGUCUUAAAUUAACACAUUAAACAGAAUUAAAAACACAUUUUUUAAGGCCUAGGAGAGAGGAGUCGGUAGGUAGCAGGUUUCCAAAUUCGCCAGCCUCUCUUUUUGCUGCUCUGCUGCAAAUGGCUGAAAUCCAAUUUGGCCCCUAGAUAAACUUCCACAUGCAGAGCUUGUCCUGCAGGUGCAUCAAGAAGAAGCAGCUCAAUGUGAAAAUGGGAGCAAAUCAUGGAGAAUUCAUGUGCUGAUGGAAGUCUAUUCAGACCGGGAUAUUAGAUCAGCGGAAUGGACACAAAGGUCCUAAUUGCGAAAGUAGUGUGGACAUGGCAAGCAGUUUAAGCAUUGAGUUGCCCUACUGUAAAUUAGUCACAGAUUUUUGAUAUUCAGAUCUUGAUUUCAGUCGAUGUUUGAGAUUAUGUUUAAUCUGCAUCAUCAGUGCCUACAAUGUCAAAAAGCACAAGGACAAGUGAGAAAGCAGUGUCUCAAUAUCCUGAAUCAAGUCCUUGACGGCGUUGUGUGUGUGUGUGUGUUUUUUGUAAUGUCUUGUGACUCACUGAUGCAGACUCUGCAUGCACAGCAGUCAGUUUUCCAUGUAUUCAAGUGAGGGUUGCUUGUAAGUAAUUUCAGAUAGGCAGCGAGGAAGUAGUGACUUCACACUCAAACCAGCCCCUUCUUCUGGGCCACCAGCCCAAGACAUGAUUAUUGGAGAAGGCUUUGGAGGCGUGCUUCUGCCACUUGCCAAAUCUCUGUCUCUAUCUCUUUAGUCCCAUGUACUCUGGCUAUAGAUAGUCCCAGGUAUGUAUGUCUUAAUUCACCAAAACCUCUUCUUGUGUUAACCUUUCCUGCUUUAGUGUCCCGAACGUAAUCAGGAAGCACAGAGGAGAUUUAUCAGUCUGCUCCUCCAAGGCUGAAGUUAAUGCUAACUCUGGGGUUAACCCCCACUCUCUUAACUUGCCAGCAGCAGGUAUUAAGACAUCUGAUAUCUGACAUCUGAAUUAGAAUGUAGAAUAAACCAUUUGUGCAAGAGUUUUCCUUUUUUAAAUAUACGGGACAUCUAGUUAGCAUCGCGUUUGUCUUUGUUUCCUUGGACAUGCAUCUUGUGCGUUGACUCUGCUGCUCUGUACAGUCAGCAGCAGUAGAGGACAGUGAUGUAAGGACAGAGCUGUGUAACAGGCCAGCAGAUAUUAAUCCGAUGUGCCUGGCUCGGGUCGCUCAGGUUGGCCUUAAGCCAGCAAAAAGAGAAGAGCAGGUCAGAUGACAGCGCCCGUCCUUUCCAAAUCCAGCAGGUACAGCACAGAGUCAGACACAGAUACCUUACACCUCUCUCUUUCCUUCUCUCUCUCUUACUCACUGUUUCUCUCUGUUUCUCCUCCUGCCUCUAGCAGUUUAUCUCUUUUUGACACUCCCGCUCACACACACGGGCUGUAUGCAAAUACUGACAUUAAUAUUUGAGAAGGAAAAAUCUGAUUAAGCCAUAUCAGCCAUGUUUGCUUUUUUACACGAGCAUAUAUUGUAAGGAUUUAUGACAAAGCCCUUUCAGCUUAAGAGCCCCGAUAGUGUUGAGAAAAGUAAAUUGAUAACCAGGGCUGCAGAGGAGAAAUGCUUUAAUCAUUGAUUAAUAUGUCAUUAUAUUUGCAUGAAAACAGUGAGUUGGUGAAAAAGUCAUGUAAGGUAAUGUGUGAUGGAAAAUCCAAGCACGAUAUCUCAGUGGAAGCUUGAGAUAAUGUCUUCAUUUUGUCCUGAUAUUCAAACGCAGGAGAGAUUUGUAAGAUAAGAAACUGAUUUUCACAUCUGAGAAGCUAAAAACCAGACAAUUUUCAGAAUUCCUUUUUACCAAAUGACUGACGCAGCAGGAUUUUUUCUUGGCAUCAUUUUUACAGCAGUGAAAAUAAACAUAAAUGAAGGAAAACUGAAUUUAUACUAAUGCAAAGUUAAAACUGUAAUAAAAUGCUGGCUGAAGCAUUGUUCCUACAUGAGUUUCUUUUGAGUUUGUUCCUGAAUGCAGAGAUCAACUUAACUGGUAUAUGGUGAGAUGCACACACGCACCUCUGUGACCUGAGAGUCGGUGACAGACAGCAGGCCUGCAGAGCGGAUACAGCUGACUCAGGUGGAUAGUUGAGAUCUGCUGCAGCUGAUCCACGUCAUUCCUACCUGACUUCCAAAUCCAGAUUAAAGAAAAUGUGCAGAAAAUGUGAAACGUGCAAGAGUUCCCGUUGGUAAUCCUUAACAUUUGACCCCGCCCGUAUUUUUGCAAGUUUCCCAAUACUUGUAUAUCACCACACAUACUGUACAGUGCAUGGUAAUGACUGUAAACAUAUAUCUUCACAGCAAGGAGCUGAUGAUAGAGCCAACAUUUAAACACGGUAUCAUUAAAAUGUCAUUUAUGGACACUGAUGCUGUUGAUCUUUGUUACAGAGUUGGUGUCAGUGUCAUCAUCAGCAUGUUAACAGCGCCUCUGUAUUUAUGAACUCCAUCAGAGUUCGUCAUAAAUCCGGUUCUUAUUGACAUGGCGUUGAACUCUGCCAAUUCCUGCACGUUAUUUACAACUUAGGGGAGUGUGCUUAAACAGCAGCUCUUUUGAUUAUUCCUUCGUAGGCUGUUUUUUGGCCUUGGCUUCUGCUGUGUCUCGCACACAGUGCAGCUGCAACCCAGCAGUAUUUCUAAGAGUUUAAGAGAAAAAAUAGAGGAAAAAAAACAACUUCUGACCCUGCUACAGAGUGUGAAUGUUGGAGUGAAUCGUAGCUGCAGCCACAACGAGAUAAAAGAGGUGUUUUCUUCCAAGAGCAGGAGGGUGACAAAAUGCAUGUAGACAUGUCUGUCAUUGUUUGAUCAUCUGAUUAUAAAAUCUAGUCUCAUGUGUAAUCUAACAUUUGGACAACAGAAGUUAAAGUAUUAUUGCAACUAGGGCUUGGCGAUAUGGCCUCAAAUCAAUAUCACAGUAUAUUGAGCAGUUCACCUCGAUAACGAUAAAUGAACGAGAACUACUCCACAAGCUGCUCACCCCCUCCUACAUUAACUUUGUCUACUUCAGCCGCUGCUUCAGCUGCUCCAACUUUUGAACCAUCCUCCAUCUCCUGUCUUUCCCUCUUUGUUACAGACUGGAUGGGGUGGAGUCACGUCUCUGAUGUAGGACAGCAUCUUAAAGGGACAUGAGACCAUAGCCUACCUACACACAUCCCAAACCAACCUUUAUUCAAUUAUUUUCGUGACACUGAAUAUACCAAUAUAGGCAAAAUGACAUCGGUUAUUGUCAUACAUUUCGGUAGCAGCAAAUUUUCGUUUACUGCCCAGCCCAAAUUGUAACAGUGAUUGUAAAAGCAAAAGCAAUCACCUGAUCACUCAUGGUAUCAAGCCAAUUGGUAAAAAAAAAGUCUGAUACAUCUCACCUCUGCCUGUUGACACUGUGGCAAAAAUGGUUGCAUUCUGAAACAGUAAAGACUGUGACAAAAACAAUGUUUAUACAAGUUUAUGAUAUUAACUGGCAAUUAAAAUGACAUUGCAAAGAAGCAAGAAGUGUAAUUCGGCUGAGCUCAACUGAACUGAGAAAGUAACGAAUCAGGUCUUGGAGUGAUUCCAUUCACGUCGUUCACUCAGCAGUUCUGUUCUUUUGAACGAGUUGUUCAUGAACAGCACAAUACUAUAACUAGUAACUUUCAGCAGUAAUGUGUCUUUAAGUACGCUGUCAGGGUGCACAGGGUUCAAGUUUGUAUCUGACAACCACCUGUAAACAUGGACUAUUUUAAAGCCGUUUUUGUUUGGGUUUCUGUUGUUCAAAAUAAACCUUUUUUUCAGUCUGACAGCCAAAAAUCUGAUCAUUCAAGAAAUCAGGGAAUUGGGAAGAAUGUGUUUUCUCUCUCACACACAAACACUUCACUGUGGAUGGGAUUUUAUCUCAACCAGUGACACUGAUAUCAUUAUUUUGUUGGAUGAAGCGUCCCUCUCCCAAAAUGACUUGUGGCUCAGUGAGUUAGGAUUUUCACUCUCUAUUUAAUCCCGCAGGUUUCACACCUCCGGGAGGAUGCUCACAUUUCAAAAUUAGUAGAUCCCUUUCUCCUGAUUAAUUUUAUUCAGAGUAAAUCAUGUGUGAGUUUACAAUUGUGUGUUUGAGUGAGUGUGUGUGAGUGUGUGUCAACAGGCUUUGGUGGCCUGUUGAACCACUUAAAGGAUUCUAUUUAACGGGUCAGCCGAGCAAUUAAUCAAGGGUUUAAUUGGAAUCCAGAGUGGAGUGACAUGAUUUAUGCAAAUAGGGUCAUUAAUAUGCAAGCCUGCAUUCGAUGCUCAAAUUAAAAUGGCUCAUCCGCCAGCGAAGGCUAGCACUUUCAUUACGCUAAAUUAGAGAGCGAUAAUAACUCCAAAUACACAUAUUUAUUUUCCACAGACAUUCAGAUAGGACAUGCCCACAGGAAGGGAAAUAUGAAAAGGCAGAGAGGAGGAAGUUCUUAUAUGGAAGACAGUCAAGAGGAGGCAAUGCUAAUGCUGUUCAUUUUAGCUCAUUAGAAGCCAACUGCUGUCUGCAGGGCUUCUCUUUUAAUUGGAUCACCGAGCAAUUUAAACCACAUUUGCUUCUUAAUUGCUUUUUUCGCACUUUAUAAUAAAAAGUACAGCAGCAGUAGUUUGCUAUUCACAGAUUUCUUUCCCUGGUCGAUGCAGCGCAGUGAUACCAGUUCCCUGACCUACACUGCUGCCCUCUGUAACCAUCCCCACAGGGACACUUUGUGAUCCUUGCUCCAAAGUGUCCGGUGCACUCACCCUCUCGAUGUGCUGAUGCCAGAGGGAUUAGAGACAAGGAGGCGAGCAGUCAGGCCACAGCUGAGUCACAUUCUGCUGCUACUUGUUUCAUUAGGGUCGCUGCACAGGAAUGUUCGCUGUGAGAGACACUCAUCUUUGCAGACUUUUCACACGCUCAGCAUUUGGAUGGAGCAAGUAAACUUUCUCUUGUUACAGUAAAGUUGCAAACAUCAGUGAAUUGUGUGUAUGUGUGUGUGUGUGUGCGUGUGCAUGUUUCCUAUAAGUAACAACCACAGCUGACACUCGUCCCGUGUUGGAUUAGCUUUUGGUAUAACUUGAACUUGGUGAGGGUGAAAUAUCAACCAUCUUACAAUCAUCCAUAUUCAAACCAUGGCUAGAAAGGAGUUUGCUGCUUGCUUCCCUAAUUCUGACACCGUUUAAUCCCAUUAUUUUACCAAAAGUCAUGCAAAGACAAAAAAACAAAAACUGAAAAUUCUAUUUUUCCUCACUUUUAAUUGGAUGCCUGCAACAGGUUUCAAAAAAAUUUGAGGUAGGAACAAGAAAACACUGAGAAAUUUAUGUAACGCCUGAAGGAACUUCUCCCUACUAAUGAGAUUAAUGUUAAACAGGUAGGCAACACAAAUGGGCUCAAAAAGAACAAUACAGAGAGGCUGAGUCUCUCUGAACCAACAAAUGGAAGAAGUUCACCCCAACAAAGCUCCUUAGCAUGAAUGAUUAAGAAUGUAAAAUUUUUAUCUAAGGUGCAUGUUAUCAAAUAAAGAAUCACAGAUCCCAAUAAAAUCUCUGUACAAAAAGCACAAGGCCUAAACAAUGGAAUCGUCAUGAUGUGAGUAGGGCCUGACUGAUAUGGAUUUUUUGGGGCCGAUGCCGAUUAUUAGGGGGGAAGAAAAUCCGAUUACCGAUUAAUCGUCUGAUUUUUAAAAUUUUUCAUGAAGUUAAAAAAAUAUAAAGUAUACUGUAGAUAUCUACAGUAUACUAUAUACCGUAGAUAUACUGUAGGCUACUGCUCUUCACGACGACAGGACGACCGAUUGAUUAAACUCAGACCAGAAAAUCGUUUCAAUCCCCCCCCCCCCCCCAUUUCCGGUCCGGUCUCAUCUGGAGACAUGCAGCUGCCUCAGUAAGAGAAGUAGCUCGAUCACAUAAUGUGUACUGUUGUUUACUCUCCUGUUACUGGCACAUUACAUGGUGCUUCACUGUUAACUCGGCGUGACCGAGACCAGCACAGCACAGCGGGGAACAUGGUGAAGUGGGUUGAACUGAAACUUGUUGACUUAUUGUGUAUUUCACAAACUGGUUUAUUUACCGUUGAGGCGGACCACUGUCCUCCGUGCGUCCCUGAGCUGCCUGUUUCAGAUCCGUCACUCUGCUGUGCUGUGAGGUAGUUAGUGGAUGAAGAUUAUCAUGAGGCCAUCUUCAGGAUAAGUCGGGGAACUUUUCAAAUGGUGGAACAUUUUCGAAGUGAAACCGAAUCUUAUUCUCCGCAUUUUAUUUCUGAAAAUUUGGGGCGAGUUUUGGCUGAUUUUUUUGUCCGAUUAGUCUCAAACUGGCUAAAAUUGGCCGAUUUAAUCGGCUUGACGAUAAAUUGGUCGGGCCCUAGAUGUGACAUUAAAAACAGGCAUUACUCUUUCGUGGAAAUCCCCACACAGGCUCAAAAUCACUUCCAAAAAAUAUUCCUGUAAAGACAGUUCGUCGCUACUUCCACUGAUUCAGGUCAAAGAUGUACCAUGCAAAGAGAAAACCAGAUGUAAACAAGGUACAGAAACUCCAGUGACUUCAGAGGCCUGAGUCUGAAGCGAGAGUAAUCAAGAUAUGGCAUUCUUUUUUGGAAAUCAUGGAUGAUGAAUCGUCUUCUGUAAAGAGGACAGGGACUACCCCAUUUGUCAUCAACGCACUGUUCAAAUCCAGCAUCUGUGAUUGUUUAAGGAUUGCAAGCCAUCAAAAUCUGUUUUUAACAUCAUUUCCUAAUUUAUUUGAAACUCAGUGUCCCUUGACUGAGGAAGAAAGCAGGAGCACAUUUAGAAAAAGAGAGAAAGAGCACUCACAAUCAUGGGGAGAGGCUCCAGCCUGGCCUGGGAUAAGACCUGGAACCUUCUUGUGAGGUGACAGUACUAUCCACUGCAACCCUCUACUGUGCGUACUAAAACUACAAAGUUGUAUGCAUUCAGUCAGGGUCUUAGAUGAAGUCAUUAUAACGCUGCUUUUGUGUGACAUGUUAAUUCUCCGUUGGCCUCUCUGCAUAGAUCAUCUUUAUUUUGUUGAAAUGGCACUCAGGUUCAAAUUACCCUUAACGGAAUAAUAAAAAAAGAAAUCAUAGUUCAAAUUGGUAAAAAAAUGGCCAAGAUCUUUCAGGGUGUAUUGAAUCAUUAAACACAGGGACUUUUCCUCCGCUCAGUUUAUCAAAAGAUCUUUGGCAUUUACGGAGAAAAUGACAAGGCUCUUUUUCUGAAAAUAUAACAGUUUGACUUUAAAAGGCACACACUGAUGUCCUCUAUCCUCUAAGAUUUAAAACACCUACAUGACUGAUUUUAUUGUACAAUGUCACUGAGCAGUUGUAAAAGCUAGCAUGUAACAUAGCAUAAUUAAACUGGACUUUUAAAUCAAUUAAAAAAGGCACUGUUGAGUCCCUCUGUGUUAAAAACCCAACCAUGAACCUAAAAUGUUUGGCGGUGUAUCAAGGCGAGAUCUAUUUUUACAGAUUUUAUGAUGAAUGUCAGGUAAUAUCUUCAUUAUUUUAAGAUUUGAUUCAAAAUAAAUUGAAUAAACAAUACAUUCAUUCAAAAACCAUCUGUACAUGCGACAAUAAUGUAGUAAUGUUAUGAAAAAACACAUGCACAAUUUAAGCCUUGCGAUUUACUAUAAAACAUACAUGGUUAAGUUGUUGUUUUGUAAGAUUUUUUUGAGCGUGGACAUGAUAGUUGAAUAAAAAAAUCAUGCUUUAUUUUGAACAUGCAAUAAAGAAAACAGAGUAUAGGUAGUAACCAUACACAAACACAUGCAUACCACAAAAGAUAUGCUGGCAACAACCUGCAUUUGUAGCCGAUCUACAUGUUCGAAGAGGAGUAGGAAGAAGUUAAAACUCAUUUCAUCCUACACCUUUUAUCAACAGUUCCUAAAGUGAUAUUUUAGCUUUACAUAUUUAUAAUAUUUAAAGACGGUCACAAACUUAAUAUUUCACCUAUAUAUAAUACUGAAUUUCUGUACGUAUAAUACUCAAACACAGAGGAGGACAUUACAUAACAAGACAAUAUGUAUUUUAUAUUUUAUACCUACAUACAUAGUUGAGUCCUGACUGCAACAUGUAGCACAAGAACAUGAACCCAGUUUUCCAAGACUGUAAUCACACCAUUUCUUUUUUUACCCUGCAUGGUUUAUGUCAUUUCUCGACUUAAAAUAGGAAGUGUAAACGCAGCAGCCUUUACAGUGUGUCAGAUGUGGUGCACACAGAGCAAAUUGACCAUUGCGGCGACUUUCGCUCGCUUAUUAUCUCGCUGUGGAAAGCAUUAAUCUAAAGCUCUGGCUGCUGCGCGUUUGUUUGCUCACUUCAUGGCCGUGUUGCUCACUUCUGGGUAUGAAAGAAAACAGUUGUAGUAUUUGAAUGGAGCACAAUGGGGUGUUUUUGACAGCUGGUGUAUGUGCAAAAACAAUGGGUAACACCAAACAAAGAAGCGGCAGUGAAACAUGCUUUAUGUGCUGUAGCUGGAACGGAUGGAUCUAUUAAAAAAGGCUUUGAUCCGCCCCGAUUGGAUUGGGACAUCCUGUUAUGGGAUAUAAUUCAUACCAUUUUAUAUACAUUGGCUGAUUGCUACACACACAUACACACAGAUGACUCCCUCUCUCCCUCUCUCUCUCUGUCUCGCACACAUCUCUCGCCCUCCUGUGUCCCCGCACACACUCACUGGCUUCUCGGGGUUUUCUGUAAUUACAGCAGUGAGCAGGGAGCUGUCUCUCUUUUUGCAUGGCAGAUGGUCCAGCACCAUGCUGCAUCAGGUAACCGUGACAACCACCUCCCUUCUCGCAGUUAACAGCACCAUCAUGGCUGUUUACAGUGACCAAAUGUCAUUAUGGAGUCUGUGGAGACAGAGAAGGCGAGGGACUGCGAGGGUGGAGGGGGGCAUUAAUGUGAGUGAUACUGAAAGGUAGAGAGCUGAUUUUUUUUUUCUUUUUUUUCUUUCUUUUUUUUUUUUAGACAGGAUGCUCAGGAGCUUCUUAUCAAACAAACACAGAGAGACGGUGGAGAAUAGUGUGACGAUAGCGCUGUUUAGGCUGCUGAGAAACAGCUUUGUUUAAAUCUAUUCAUCCAGAUCCUUAUACAAACCCUGUAAAUCUGAUCCAAUCUGUUAAAUAAUCCCAUCACUUUUUUUUCUUUUUUGUCUGGAUGUAUCAUUAUUUUGUUUAAGCGCUUUUUUUCCUCCUCCUGCAGCUGGUAUCCCCGCUCACGUCAUCAUGUCAAAGUCUUACAAUGCAUGUUGUGGAUAAAUGGAUCCUUUCAGCACAUUGUCACUCCUUAGAUUUCUCGGAUUAUGCAAGCAAAGCUGAAACAAGAUCUUUUUCCUCGCUCAGAUUACAAUGCAAAAUAAAGACAACAAUAUUAGACGAGCAAGCUAUCGAAUUUCAAAGAUUUUCAUUCUUGGACAAGCUUUUGUGUCUCGCUCUGUAUUUAUCCAGCACAGUAAAAUCUCAGUUAAAACCUGAGUUCAUGUGCCGCAGAAGCAACAGCUCCAUGCCCUGAUCUGUGCUUGUGACUGUCUGCAGAUUGAUCUGACAGUGGGGAAACUCUCUGUCAUACUCCAUUUCAAUCAACUUGACAACAGAGACAAGUUCAGCUCUUAUAGGUCUAUAAAAAAGUAAAAGGUGCUUAUUGAGGCUCUCUGCUUCACAGUCAAGUGAAGUGUGUAUGUGUGUGUGUGUGCUUCCUUGCAGUACCAGAGGGAGGCAGUGACACACCUUGCUGUGCUGUGGCAGGAGUCACACACACACACACACACACACACACACACACACACACACACACACACACACACACACACACACACACACACACACACACACACACACACACACACACACACACACACACACACACACACACACACAGUCAUUUGUUCAUUCAAUUAAUCAGCCGCUCACCUGUUCACUUUGGUAAUGGGGCAGACAAGCAAAUCUUGUUUUAUGCAAAACAUUGUUUUGUGUGUUUAAUGCCGAGGCUCGUGCUUGUGGAGGAGAAAUCAACUAAGUCCUUAUUGGUGUAUCUCAAAGGCUGAGAUUUGUCAAAUGUUAAGGUCCUGAUGAAGUAGUGGGCCAAGAUAUCUAUAAAAAAAUCUUAUUUAAAAAACAUUUAACUGGUGCUAUCAUAAACAGGCUCCUCCACCUUUAUCUUAAAAAAAUGAUUUUUAAAUCAAAAGUAAAAAAUUGGAGAAAUUGCAGGGUUUUAAAUCCUUUAUUAUUAUUAUUAUUAUUAUUAUUAUUAUUGGGGAUGCACCGAACCGAUAUUUGGAUUGAAUAUCAGCUCUGAUAUUGACAAAUUAACUGGAUCGAAUAUCUGAUCAAUGACACCGAUCCAGCGUUCUGAUCCAGUCUUUUUUUUUCUCUUAAUUAAUAUCAUACACAGCAAAACAGCAAUUCUGUUUGCUCUAUAUUCUAUGUCUAUCUAUCCUUUUGCACUAAAUGUUUACAUGGAAGUCUUACUUCUUUUUGCUGUGUGCUAAUGUGCAAUUUGUUAUUAAUAUUAUUAAGUAAAUUUAUAUCUGUGUUAAUUUGUAACCUUUUUUUUAACAAAGCUAAUGUCAAGCCUGAUGCCUUCACUGACAGGACAAGGUAUUAAGUUCAUAUAUUCAACAGUAGUAUUGGAUUGGUAUCAGAUAUCGGCCGAUACGCUCAGCCCAGGUAUCGGUAUCAGAUUGGAUCGGAAAAAAUGGAUCGUUGCAUCUCUAAUUAUUAUCUUGACUAAUUACUGGGAGUGUACAGAGGCUACAGUUCUGUCCAACUGUCCAAUCAACUUAAAGCAAAAAUCAAUUAAUAGACAGUAACUAUUAACUCUUUCUGUCAUCUCUCUAAGUAAUAAAUUGUGAGAAAUAAGUGUAUGGAAAGGGACAUUACAUUCAUAGGCUUUUGAAGAAAAUAACCGUUGCCACUUUAUAAACUGGUACACCCUUGUUUGUUUAAUAUUCCUUAUAAUUUCUCACUUCCCCAUUUAGAUGCCGAGUUAAAAUGCAGAUUCGCUCAGCUGCUGCUUUGAAUAUUCAAGUAUAUUUAAUGUUUAUUUUGCAAAUAUAUGCACACCUAAAAGCUUUGAUGUGUCAGGUUGAUAUUAAUAAAUAUUAUAAUCUGCAGAGACAGAAAAUAUGAAGCUGGAUUUUUGACUUAUUGUGAUGAAGGUGUGUGCAAUUAAUCAAAGUAAUGAAUGAGCUGUAAGUCACAUUAAAGGAAAGGUUUAAAUCUGGGCUUUGAUUGAAUUUCACUGAAUCCAAGGAAUUGAACAAAUGUUGGUGUAGUGGCUGAAUUUGUUUCCUUUCCUUUCCUUUCCUUUCCUUUCCUUUCCUUUCCUUUCCUUUCCUCUUAUACCACCAGCAGUACAGAAUUGUGAACACAGUGGUUAACUUUUUAACAGUUCACACCACUCCGUUCAAUCAAUAGCGGGUUUGUGCUGCGGUCUAAUUUCUUGCACCCUGUCUGAUCAUAAAUGUACCUCUUGAUCUGCCUCUGCUGAGGGGAAUCAAUAGCUGAGCAGUGGACCAGCUGUUAGCUUUUUAUUAUUUCUUAAAUCAGUCAGGUCUGCAGUGCUAACUUACCAGAGUGAAGGCAGCAGCAGCCGUAGAGCUUUUAGUUCAUAAAACCAACAUGCCUCUGAAAGCGGUGUAUGAAGAUAUUGAUCUUGUGCUCUGAAAGCUAAAUGUAUUUUUUCUCAGGAUUUUCCUGGUAUUACAGGAUCCACAGCAGCACUGCUAUUGUGUAAUGUGGUUAGCCCAGCAUGACUUCCUGGUUAUACAUGCUGGGAUUACAGCAGGAGACGUCUACAUUUUCACUUGUGUGUUAAAGGCUUGCAGUGUUGCAUCUCCUGGAAAUGUAACAAUUAGCGCUUAUAUUUUACCUUUAGGUUAGAAAUUAAACACCUUAUUUUUUUGUCAGUAGCUUCUGGGCAGAAAACAUCUGAGAGUAGCUGAAUGUAGGGCAAACAAGAGAGAGAAAUUGGUUAUGAUUUAAUGUAAAGGGGUGUGCGGUAAUCAUAAAAACUGGCAAAGGGUUUGAGUUUUUAGACUUUCAUCCUCAAAGAGAAAAUAUCUUCAAAGACAGCUCAGAAGAAAGGGGCGAGUCAGGCUAACUACUCUCACUGUCCAGUAGUAAAGCUGUCAGUCAGUACGUUUACAUGCACAGCUUAAUCGGACCAAGCUCAUAAUUCGUUUUUUUUCUCUCCUUGUCUGCGUAUACAUGCAGCUGAGAAAAUUUAAUUAUUUUGGGGUCUUUUUGGCGGCGCUGUUUCCGACCCUACAACCAUCAACAACGAUAGCAGGUCCGUGCCAGGCGUCAGAAGUGGCUACAACUGCUUUGACGGAGCAUUGUAUAGUGUUGUUUUUGUCGUACAUGAUGUACGCGCUACUUUUUCUGUGGAUGAGAUGCACGCUACUACUCUUCUCUGGUGUUUUUGUUCCAGAGUUACGGGGGCACGGCACACACACACAUGUAUUGUCCAAUCAUACUUACAUGGUGGAGAAAAUCGAAUUCCAGUGAAAAUCAAAUUUGGGUGUCCCAAUCGGAGUUCUCUGACUCCAAUCGAAGUUCUUAAACUCUGAUUAUAGUCGGACUAACGUGUUUACAUACACUUCAGUUGUCCGGUCUUAAUCGGAAUAAGACAAAAACUCGUUUUUCUCAAGUGCCAUGUAAACGUACGGGUGUGACACUGAGUUCAAAUCAAGGCUGGGUUAGCUCAGUAGGUUAGAUGAUGUUCACACGGGGGUUCAGUGUUGGAGUUUCUCUGAGCAGUGGUGCUCUCUGUGUAAAUUUGGGUUACUAAAGAUGCUAAUACUUUUACAGUGAUAAGGAUAUUUGCAGUAAUCGAGCAGCCCUACUAGACACCCAUAUCGGGCCAUUAUCACCUCUCACUUGGCAUUUUUUAUUAUUUGCAUGGGUGCUCCUAAAUACAACUUGCACACAGUUGUAAAUGUGAGUAAUUCACUUAAACUGCCAGGCCCUGCUUCUUGAACAGAGAAUAUUUGGUCACCUUUUUGUGAUUCAUUUCUGUGGACCAAGAGUAACAUUAUUAACAUUGACUGCACAGGCUCUGUUAAGCUAACAGGAAGUUGUGCUUUAAAAGUGAUCAGCAGGACUUUGCAAACAACUCCAAUCUCCCGUGGGAACCGGACCAACUGUGUGUAGAUAUAUGAUACUCUUCUUUCUCUCUAGUUAAAAAUCUAACCGAGGAUUUUACUCAUUUAUACAAGCACUAGAUGCGUUCAUCAGGUAUCCACUUACAUGAAAGCAUCAGGCAAGUAUUUUAUCCUCCACAUUUGACAGAUAAUCAACUAAAUUUACCUGGAUUUUAAUGCUUUUAGAUGCAAUCUGUUUCUACUUGAAGACAAAAUGUGUCGUCCACACAUGACUUACUUCAACAGUCUCUCUCAAUUCAAUGACGCUCUCCUGAUUAUUAGUGAACACAACGUUGAUAGAGCUUCAUUUAAUCUUAAUUAAGUACUCCAGCAUGCUGAUGUGAAGUGCCUCCUCCUAAUGAGUUUUAAACCGCAAAACAAACUAAAUAAAACUGAUGUUCGAGUACCGGCAUGUAUUUGUUUCAUGAAUUAUCUUAUCAUUAACCUUGUACUUUUUGUUUUCCAAUGGAGCUCAGGACAGUGUAAUUUAUGUAUUCUGGGAAACCGUCUAAUUACUAGAAGUAGACUCGGUGAUUCAGGUGUUCAGAUGAGUCACUCACAAGUUCUGCUCAACUUUGCAAAAGCCAUAAAUAUGUUUGUUUUGGUCAAACAUGUUGAGAUAAGACAGGCGAGUCUGGAAGAGAAAAGAACCUGAUUGGCUGUAGUGAGUUAGGCUAUCUUCACUCUCAGGAGCCUCUGCGUGCACAAUUUUUGAAACAACUAUAUUAAAAGAUUCACUGGUGUACUGGAUGCUUACAGUUUUUUGCAGGCCUCCAGAGUUUAUUUACUGAAUAUUGCUGUCUUUUUGGACCAUAAUAUUGACUUAAUGAGGGGGGAAAGCUGUCCUCUGUAUAUGAGGACUUAUCCCUCUUCCAGGUUCCUACGCAAGUAUGGAAAGUAUCGAAACGUAUGGAAGUAGUUUGAUCAAUCUCCAGGUCUUAAAAAGUACGGUAAAUGAAAAAUAAAGUAUAAAAAUCAAUGUUUCAGGACUAUUACCACAGUUCUAAAAUACUGUUUUCUAAAAAUAGAAAAGUAGGUAUUUCCAAAAAUAAUUCUAAAAAGUAGAGCAUGGAAAAGUAUGAAAAUUCCAACUGCGUAGGAACCCUGCCCUCUCAUUUUGUACCAGUAUUGGUUGAGCUGGUUUUUAGGAUGCAGCACAUUUUUGACCAAUAAAGAUAUCAUAGAGUGCAUCUUGAAUAAAUCUUCUUGACUGGUGUUUGCUAUCUAUAAAGACUUGAUGUUACUAAGAUACUUUUACAUAUUUCCAUGUCUCAUUGAAUUUAAUCUCUGGUCUAGAGUAGUUUAGAUUCUUCAUGUACUCUGAAACUUUAAAUUCCUAAAGAACCAUCUUCACUUUUAUUCAAAGACUCUGCUCCCAGAGUUAAAACCAGAUCAGCCUUUGGGAAAAUCAUACCUGCAGGUACAACGGCUGCAGAGAACUUCAUAAUACAUGCCCGGUUCUCUGUUGAAGAAAGCUUAAAGUACUUUAGAGAUAUUGCACACAUAGAAAAGUCAUAAAGUGUCAUUCAUAAUUGAUAAGACAGACAUCCGUUGUAGAGGCUUGGAUAUAGCAUGGGUCAGAAGUGAACGUUUUUACGUUUUUUGCUUUUUUGUUGAGCUGAUAAUCUCUUCUGGAUUAUUUUUGUAGAUUCCCUUGUUUUCAGAUUUGUGAUUACAUCCAAUCACAUGUUCCUGGUUUUUACUCCGAUAAGCUCCUGACUGAUAUCGCUUACAUUUCGGAGUAAACAAUUUGCCUCAUGUGUUGCCCUUUACCUUGAGCCGUUCUGACUUUUUCCAACUAACCCUGACCGUGGACCUGCGCGUCGUCUCGCUCUGCUUUUGCGGCCUCAUCUCCUGAGUCCUUCUCUCAGACAUCAGUCUCUCAGUCCCCUGUGAGCUGCUGUCUAAUCCACCAGUCAUCUGAAUCCAAACCCUCAUCUCACCGAGGUCGGGAUGAAAGAGCAUCUCACUGGAGCUGAGGUCCGUCCGUGCGUGGCAGAAGGAAAGGGAGAAGGCCUUAGUGCGAAAUGUCAGUGCUUUUCCUGUGAAGCUCGACUCAUCAAAGGCGGAUUAGUGUCGGACUGAUGGCCUCACUGGACGUGCGGACUCUGAUGGGGUAAUCUGAUGCAUCAGGACUGAUAUGAAGCUUUGGUGAAACCGAUGGACAUUUUACACAUUAACUCACAGCUGUGGACUUGAAUGCGAGCAUCCGCAAAUACCAACACAGACAAAUAUUUUUAGUCAUACAGCUUCUUUGUUAGCAGACAGAUAAGUCACACUUCUUCGGUUACUUUGGAUGAAUCAAUAUCAUCAAAGAGUCGUGUGUGAGUAUUUUUAGCUUCUUAAUGCUGCUGGCUCAUAAAGUAGUGAGGAAUUGUUUACAGGGCACUCAAACUACAAACUGUGGCCAUAUUUUAAUUUCAUUUUUUAAAUAAAGCAUCUGGCCUGUCAGUACAAACUUUAUAUCAAGAAAAAAAAGAUGUUCCAAUAUGUUUUUUUUCCUUCCUGAUGCAUAUUUUAAUACCUGGACUCGACUGUUACUACUAUAACAAUUUAUAUAACAUUGACAGAAAACUCUAUUUACUGACAGUUUAUUAAUAGUCAGUAAAUUCUUGGGUACUCAUUGUCAUGGUGUGUGCGGACAUAAAUUGGUUUUCUGGAGUGGAAUCGGUGAAUAGUAAGGCAUCUCCCAAUCUUACUGUCUUUGCUGAGAGCGGCAGGUGUGAGACAGUGACAGGUAAAGAAAAACAAACAGCAACAAGGAAAACAAUGCAACACCAUCAUGUUGUAAAAUGUGUAAACUCUGCGAGCGUUUGACUCUUAAAACUGUCUAUUUUGCUGUCUGUUAACCAGAACUUGUGUAUUAUGGGAGCAUAUCCGUAAGAAAUUUAAAGAGAAGGCAGAAAAUGAAAAAUGACUUCCAACCUUGCUGACCUGACCAAGCACAUAAGAACAGUAUUAAAUAAAGCCAAAAUGCAUUAACUUUGACUGUAUGCAGCUUAAACAGAUCUAUCAAACCCAGUUAAAAAUCACAAUAUAAUGUUGAAAUCAAUGUUAGGAUCGGCAGGAUAAAAGCUAGUUAGCUAACCAACUAAAAUGACGUGAUUAUACUUUGAUGUGUUCAAGGUCGGGUUGGUAAAAUGAGACUUAAAUAGGAGUAAAGAAUCAUCAUGAUAUGUUCAAAUGUCAUGUCCUGGAAAAAGAGAUUUUUUUUAUUUUUUAUUUGCCAAAAACUCAAAAAGCAAUGAUAACUGAAAAUACUUAGGAGUGUAUUAAGGACUCGAACCAUUAAUGAGUCUCGAUAACUGUUUCAUUGUUGAUGAAAAUUAAUGAUCCCCAUCCUCACUUAUAACUCUCUAUCCUCAAGUAUCAGUUAACAGUGGAACAAACUAUUACCAUGUAAUUACACUGUAGUAACUUAAUACUAAAUAUUAAAAAACUGAAUCAUUUGUAUUUUAUGAAUUUUAUGAGUUCCUCCUUUUAAAGGUUACUUGAGUUAUUGCAGAUCAGUCUGUCACAGUACCACAACAAUUAGAGAUACAGUAUGCAAUUAAAAACACUGAUUGCGGACAUUUUGCUAUCUAGACUUGCUGCUAGCCCUGUUAUUGUUAUUUUUACACAAUAAUUUACCUGAAAACCAUUAAUAACAGGGAUAUUUGGUGGUAUCUCAGUGGCACAUGAGCAGACAUGGUAUUUUGAGCAGUAUCAGAGGCUGAUACCAGAACAAUUCUAACAUAGAAAAUACAUUUUGACAUGUUUGUCUCUUAACAUUAUUAAUUGUGAAAGUAUACUAACAGAACAGACAACAAUAGUUGGAAAACACGAUUGCUCAAAGUCACAAAUAACCCCUCAAAAUAAAGAUGGAGAAACUCAAAAGUGCAGAGUUGCUUCAAUGAAGGAGUAAGUUUUGUGUUUAUUUAUUUGUUUGAUAUGUCGAUAAGUUUCGACCGAACAAGGAUUUUCUUAUUAUCUUCCCACUUUUCCAUCUGCCCCAACACCACAGACUGCCGACAGAAAGUUUUCGCUUGCAUCAUUUGGCCGAGACCAUCAAAGUUUGUUUUUGGAAUCCAAUUUCAAAGCUUGUGAUGACCCAACACUGCACAGUCUGUCAGCAGGAGAACAUUCUUGAUUGCACAAAGAUACUGCAGUUUGGGUGAUUCAUACACCGCUAAGAUUUCAGCUGCACCUGCGCCAAGGUUAUUACAAGAGUGCAGGGUAAUGUUCCACCUAAUACAUUUAAAAUGCACGGAUGGUAACAUCUGUGGGAAUGUUUAUCCAUUAGAAGCAGCAGAAUUUGUUUUGAAGCUUUCAGUCAUUCUGAAGGCAUCAGUGUCAUUUCUCAUCAGGAGUCGGAUACCUCAUAGGAAAUGAAACUAUUCAAAUGUUUUGAUUUCUUUACCCACUUCCAAUUUCAAAAGCAGCUCUCACUACAGUAUUUACUGCCAGGGGGACUAAUGGAGGAAGCUGUGCACCAUGUGUGAGUUUGAGCAUUUUGUAGCAAAUAAAAUGAAAGACAAAUAAGAACAUCAUUCUUAAUUUGGGGAGCUGACGGGGCAAGAAAUGAGAACAAUACAAAGGCCCAGGACGUGAGUCUUCAUUAAAGGCUUUGUCCUCCACACAUGACAAAGCAGGUUGUGAUUGUGACACAGACAGGCUGUUGACAAUUACAAGUGAUGUGUUUAUGGAUUUUCACUGUGAUCCGGUCUGAAAUAUAGCUGUUGUCAGUGUUUAAAACAUACCACACAGAGCCACAUCCCCAGAGCUCGACUUAUAGUCCAUAUUCCACAAUGAUAGCCACAGUCGAUGCUCAGUAAUGGGUCAGAGUCGACGAGAAUUUGUUUUUAGAGGGGUGAUUUAUUUUUAUUAGUUCUUUCUGAUGUUGUUAUUGUUUCUUCGGCAGAUUUAUUGACUUCAUCUGAAUACCUGUGAAAAGCAAAUGUCGGUCCCACUGGUGCUCAGGCAGAUAUGUGGUUUUAAGGUUGGCUCUGUGGAGUAUGCUUUCUUUACAGUUCGCAAUUCGUUUUUGAGAAAUCUGAAUAUAAGAACUAAAUUGAGAAAAAGAAAUAUUGUUAGGUUUGAUGAAUCUUGUGUCUGUAUGCCCUCUUUUGAGAGCAUCAUCAUCAUAUUUUAGUCGUAACCGGAGAAGUGAGAGCGUAUAUGGGAGCAUUUGGCUGCCAUGAGAAAAUGGCAACACAUAUCAUUGUGAGAACAAGAUCUGAUUUUUUUUUAAAUCAGUGCGAUAAUGGGCCAAGAUGAUUCUGUGAAGAUUACCAAUUUUUUCUGUUUUGUUUAUGCACACAUGAGGAUAAGAAAGAUUUAGGAAGAAAAUAUAGAUUUCGGUGGCGGUUCGAGGUACUGUUACAUAUAGGGUGACCAUAUUCUGACUUCCCAAAAAGAGGACGCAAGGACAAGAGGGCGGAGUCACAGAGUUGCAUGAAGUUAAUUUCGAGUCGGAUCGAGUGUCUUUUAUGUGCUUCUAACUCAGUGGGUCCACGUGACACAAAAUCGAAACUCUCGUACAAAAUCGUGGACAUUUGAGGGAUUUUAUAACCUUCCCCAGACAAAGCUGGACAAGCCCAGACAGCUCCCAAAAACGAGGACAUGUAAGGGUAAAAGAGGACGUAUAGUCAACCUAAUUACAUAUAUAUCAUAAACCGUCACAUUUUGUGGUCCUCUGCCUUGGUAAAAGAUGAGUUAUGAAGUGGGUUUUCAUAAGUAAACUUCCUGUAAACUUCCUUUCUCAAAUGUGUUGAAUCUGCAGUACGGUGGUUGUCUUCUCAGGUGGGCGAAUGCUAGCUGCAGUAACUGCUGCUUUAUAGACACAAAAGUUGCAGAAUAAUUACAGAUUCAUUUCCAAAUUAACAAAAAAUUAACUUUAAGUGUUUAGUAACCUCUUGUAAUUAUGUCAUAGAUUAGUGGUUGACCAAUCAGGGUUUUUAAACAGCUGAUACAGAUGCUGAUAUUUACACAGUAGGUCAACAGAUGGAUGGUAGUUAAUGUCAGUGAUAAUAACUAACAUUAUUCAGUGCACAUUGCAAUGUAAUACACAUAAUUAUCUUUUGCCGAAAUCAUUCUAUUGCGAGUAUACAUUGUUAUUAUUGCAUUGUCUUGAUAUUACUGCCUGAUUCUUUGGGUUUUUUCAAGUCUGGUUGCCUUGAGCUGCACUAACAGCUGCACUACGACUGUCAGAAGGAUGUAAGCUCUGGUGCAGAAAGAAGGCUACAUAAAUGCUUGCUAAGGAUUCAAAGGUUUGGCCUUUAUUAAUCCUAAGAAAAAAUAGCUUUAGUAAAAGACACAGACUAACAUUUGUUUAUUUGGCUCAUGCAAACUGAAGCUGUUACCAUUGUUUGGCUAGCUUAAAUUCCCAGGAACAAUAGACUUCAUGAGUAAUUUUCACAAGAAACACGUGUAUUUUGAGCAUCUCAGAAAAGCUCUAUUGGUGGACAUUCACUUGUUAGUGUUUUAAGUAAAAAUCAAACUCCAUUUGAAACCUUAUCAUGACUUAUCAUGAUGUUUUCCAUUAAUCUUGUGUAGGAGAUUAUGGUAUUCAGUUGACAUCAAGAGGCCUGUUAUGGUUUUGUCUGAAAUCAAAGACCUUUUUUUAUUUAUGGAAAGUUAUUUGGACUUUUGAAGACCAAAUCUACCACCAUUAUGUCUUCUUCUGUGGUACAAAGGAAAGACUUAGAGGCUUACUAACGGUAAGUAAAGACGGCUGAGCUUAGUAAACAGUGAAAUUAAUCUUCUGUAUGGGAAAGCUGAUAUGAGUCUCUGGGAAGUCUGCACUCUGGAACCCAAUCUGUAUUUCUCAUAACACCUUUGACCCCUUUUUAAUAUCAGGAUUAGCGUAUCAAGAAACAAAUCUAUGGCUUUAGGCAGAAGUGGUCAUUUUUGGCCUCAUAUCUGCUCAUAACUUUAUCUUAAUUCCUUGUGAAUCCACAUAAGACUGUAUUUUGGGUUGCAAAAUAUACCCUGUCAUUUCUCCUUCCCGUAGCAAGAUCCCCAAAUCUCCAAAAGGUAUGGUAGUCCAUCAGAGUAAACCUUUCCCCAGAGAGAACUCAUGCUUUCGGCUGCUAACUGUGAGCACAAAAUGAAACCUGAUUGAUGCAUUCAGUAUCUUCAGGAAGAGGCACAAUUGUGAAUGCACUUUGAGGCCUGUGGGGAAAGUAUUGCAGAAUGGAAAUGCAUGCCGAGCAUCAGAAAUGUUUACACAGAUCACUGAGGAAAUGAGGUAAUACUGUGGCACAACUAAUGGCGGUGUCCUGACAGAGGAUAUGUUUCAUUUAUCCUAUCUGCAUCAAGGUCGACGUUGCAAUUACCACCGUGGGAGAGAGGCUAAAAGAGAAAAUCCACCGGCCCCUGUGGUGGAUACACAACAAAUCACCUGUGCUGUUCAGGGCGGGGAAAUUUUAAAAGGGGUGAUAUAAAGUGUAGCUCACAGGCAGACUGUUAAAGCACGGAGGAAGAGAGUGAAUGCUUUAUUACCCGGCUCGGCGGAGUAGCUCUAAACGCCCACUGCAAGCUCACACCUUUUAUUUAGCUUAUACUACGGGGCUGGGAAGGGGACAUGAAAUACAGCUCAUGCUGUUUCCUUAGAGAGACAGCCAUUAGCAUUUUUAGUCUCAAAUUACAAUUAAAGCGCUUCAAAGCAGUCCCCAAGUUGCAUCCACAUUUUAUAUUUUGUCCUUUAACAAGCUUUUGGUUCGGCAUAAAUGAAAAGGUAAUUAGUAAGAGCCGUAGCGGCUUUAUUAGUGUGGGAAGCACACUAACAGUUGUCUCAGUUUGCCACCAGGCCCUUGUCACCAUGGCCUUCCCUCCUCCUCCUCCUCCUCUUCCUCCUCCUCUCACCAGAAUAGCUCCUCAACAUCCUAGUGUUGUCCCUCUUGAUCCCUUAAACACUGCUUUCCCCCACUUGUCUCCAUCCCCUCCCUCCUCCCUAUCUCCUCUCCCUUCACCUUCCUCCACGCUCUUUACAGGCUGUCAGGCUAGCGGCGCGGCACACGUGCUGUGUUCACGCCGGUCGGUCAGCACAGAUUGGCAUGCACAGUGUGUCUCCUGGACUGACCUGCCUGCCCGCGUUGCUCUCCUAUUAAAAUUCCUGUGCCAGAUCCCCGAUGAGGGGAGAGUGUAGCAGGGUCAGCCCCGGCUCGCUGGCCUUUCUCUCCCCCUGCCUGUCUAAUGAAGAGGACGCCUGUUGGGUUCAUUAUUAAAGAACUGCUAAUAACAGGCGGAGAGAGAGUGAUAGAGAGGUGAGAAGGAGUGAGAUGGCAAAAUAGGAAGCGAGGACUAUGGCAGUGAGAUGCACAUGGUGUUUCGUUGUAAAUUUGCUUUUACUUUAGGAGAUGGGAGAAGCUGCUGCAGGGUUUGCAGAUGUUUCAGUGCUUUGGCUGUGUUUUCAAGGAGAUCCUGUUAAACCUAUCCUUCAAAAUGGGCUCAAUAAAACUCAAGUAAAAUAUUUAGAGCUGAAAUUGUGUAAAAAUGUAUCCUGACACUGAAAUAUAGCCAUGAAAGAAAAAAAAAAAUUUUUUUUUGUUAUUUGGACACUUUGUCUUCUCUUACCUUCUUUUAGACAUCUUUGUAUCUUUCUACCCAACAUCAGCGGUAUUUGCUUUUAGUUAACUGACCAAAUAAAUGUCUUCACCUGAAUUACUACUCACAAAAUUCUGAUUUAAAGAAGAUUUUAUUGACUCCAAACUAGGUUUUUGUAGCUUAAAAGGAAAUUCCAGGGUUGGUAGCACCUCCAAUGGAUGAAUAAACAUUUAUCUGAACAUGUUAGUUCAUGGUCAUGUUCAAACAUUGGCCUGUUUCUUAAAGAAGCGACUUCAAACUGGAUCUGUCUCUUUGAGCCAAAAUUAGACAAAGCAAAGGGAAUUUUGCAGAAUUAAUAAUGCUUAAAUUUCUGUCCUUAUUCAGCUCUGAGCUUUGGAGGUGAUAGGCCUUUAGCAUAACUGAAGACCUUUAAACACUGUUGCGAUAUUCACUGCCACUUAAGUUACUUUUUAGUGAUCAGCAGCUUUGAGAUGGAUUUACUAGCUUUGCUGAUGUAUGGAUUUUAUGAUGGAUAUUGAAUAAUUCUCAUUGUUUUUUAAGCCUCUAAUUUAGAAAACUAAAGGGAAGUUAUGUUUUUGAAACAUUCAUCAUCUGGUAUUUAACUUUGCUUUCAAAAAUUCACUGUUCUUAUAGGGCCAUGACCAAUCAGAAUUAAGUAUUUAACACAGCUGGGUAAUUCAGAAGAAAGGGGGAGUCAUAAUAAAUAACUAUUAAAAGAGGCAUCAGACAGGUGUAUUGGUGGGAAGUCACCAUUUAAGAGGGUCUUAAACCUGUUCCAGUUAAACACUAGUACAGCUAAAAUCUCUCUCACCAGAACACGUCAACAUUUUGAUUUUAUUACAUGAAAAUGUUUCGUCUUCCAAGUAAAAACACUGUAUGUGCUUCCCUUGUAAGCCACACAUAAGCACAAAAGCUCGCUGUUUUGUAAAAUAACCUGAAAAUGUUCAUUUAGGUCUGAUUAAGGUAGUUUUCUUGAUGUCAUACUAUAUUCUAUGUAUAUUUUCUGUACUUUAGAUGUUAUUUGUCAUGCUUUAUUUAUAGCGAUUUGCAGUCCUAUCUUAAGGAAGAAUGCACCAUGUUAUUAGAGGAUGAAACUUAAGCGUUUGAAUGUGGCAUCAGUUUAGGGUUGUAUGUAUUUGGCUUUUUAUUCAAACGGGAAGUGUGCAGGACGACAUGCUGCAAAGGGUUGUGCCUGAGAGCAACCAAUGCGAUGAAAUCCACUCCCUUUUUCCACACUUAAUAAUAUUUAAGUUCUAUGCUGAUUCAAAUUCAAGCCACAGAUACAGUAUUUUCCAUAAAUUAAUCCAUCCCUUUACAUACUUAAAUGUAUUUAGUCUUUCCAGCGCCUCGGGAAAACAGGUGUGUUUACCCACAUGUCCACUGAAUAUUCCAAUAGUUAGCGUUUAAAACCCAUAUGUUCCCAGUACUCGCUCCUGCAUUAAUCACCCCUUUGCCAGAGGAAGCAUUAAUUACUCUGGGAUUACCAUGUGACUAUCCGGCAGGUUUAUAUAGUAGGCAGAGAAAAAAAUUUCCAUAUAGAUACUUGGUCUUUUUGAAAGCAAUAAUAGAAUUCCUUAUAGCUGCCUGAAGCACAUCCAUUCUAAAUGAGUCUGCCUGCUGCAGAUGCUCUCGGUAAGUGAUGUGGGGCAUUAUACAGGGUAUUACCAGCGUCCUCCGAGGCCUAACCCAGGUCCAAGGAAACGUGGGCGUGUGAUUGUGUAUGUGUGAGUGUGUUUCCCACAUUCCCACAUCGUAUGUGCCUUUCGUCUUGGGGUAUUCAUGCUCCUCCAUCCCCCUGCCAUAUGUCUCUCAGGUGUCCUGUCUCUUAACACGAACCAGGCAAAGGUUUAAUGCAAAUUACCAACCAUAAACAGCCAAGCGUGACAGCAUAAAUAUGUAUCAUGAUCUCAACUGUCUUUGUAGAGAGAGCGCCCGUCCCAUGACUCGAGAAAGUCGAGGUAAAAACGGAACAAAGUGAUGGACUGCGAGUGUAUGUUUCCGUGGAUCCGAGCGGGGAUGUUUAUAUGGUUUUCAUGCAGCAUGACCAGGGCUAUUAGUUUCUGGUCGCUGCUUAGAGGCAGACCCCAAGGCCUAUUAAAAAAAAAGAAGAUCGGCCAAUUAAUUUAAGCCAGAUAUAGGAUCUAGUUGCGCACAAUUCGCCGCAGAAUGAAAUGCUUUGGAGGGAUAAAAUUGAAAAAGAAAAAUGCAAAAACGGCGCAUCUUCAUUUUAGAGGGAUGUUUUAUUCAGGUCGUUUUAGCAGUGCUGUGAAAAAACAACUGCUUAGAUUAGCAUAAUGGAAACUUCCAUCAGAUGCUAUGAGCUUUUGAUAUUUACAACCCUACUGGUGGAAUGACAACAUGCAGGCGUAACACAGGAACGCUGCUAUAGGAGUUUUUAAGACAUGCAAACGAAAGGAAUCCCUCUCGCUGACAGGAGCAUUCAACAUCUUCGUACCAAAGAGGAGGGAUGUUGCGAAAGUCAAAUAUUCAUAACAGAAGAAGAAAGUUUGUCAGGGUAAACUCGCUGUAAUCAUUAAAUGGUUUUAGCUUGUGUUUUCCCUCUUUGUACGUCUAAUCUAGGUCACAAUUGGACGGCUCAUGCCCGUGCAGAAAGCAAAUCCACCCAGCGAUCGCAGAAAGCCUUAUCCCACUGUUUACAACAGGGCCGGGUCGAUAUCCACAGGAGGCGCUCAAAUAAACAAACCAUAAAUGCUCGGUGCUUCUGCUGGCCUCAGAGAUUAUGGCUGUAACAAAGAUUAAUUUUAACAACCUGAGCUAAUUGUCUCCGAAACUUUAGUUAACAGCAAAUAUGAUCUAGCCCUGGGUGCUUUUCUCCUCUUUAAUGAAGAAUAAUGAGCGCUGGAAUUACUGCUGGCACUUUAUGUUUUUCGCCGGUGAUUUGUAGAGCACAGAAAGGCUGGCAGGAUGUGAGUCCGGGAAUGAAGAGAUAGUCUGUAUCUGUCUGUGCGUUUGUCUGUCUGGGGGGAAUCGAGCGAGGAAGGAAGGGAGGAAGGAAUCGAGGCUUGUGCUUGGCUUAAAAUCAAAUCUGAACCCCUUGAUGAAUGCGAGAGAGUUAGCCUUUUGCCUCCAUGUUUUGUAUCUUAUGAGGCAUCCAAUGAAGCCUCUUCAUCCUCAUUUUUCUCACAAUGAAUAAAGAUGCAGCCUCCCUCCCUUUCCUCCUCUUCUUUGUUUACCGUCUCUCCUCUCUAUAUCUCUUUCUCUCUUCCUGUGUAUAACACUCGUACUGCUGUAGGAAGAAUCUUGGCCUUGAGCAGUGUCUCUGAUUCGCCUUCAAUCUCCACAGCAUGCUUGAACACCACCCGAGGCUGAAGAUGAGACCUCUCCACAAGUGGCAGAGCUUAAACGCCCUCUUUUAUCUGUACUAUCUCUCCCCUAGUGAAGCGAGGAAGAGAAGGGAGAGAAGGCGGUACCAGCCUGAGCCUCUCUAGCUGUACUCAGACAGAUGUGCGUGAAAAGUGUGUGGAGGAGGAGACCUUCAACACAAACUGACAGCACAAACUAUACUCAUAGACUGAAUACCUGAAGAGAGAUCUAAUCGAACUAGCUCUGCUCUGAUUUUUCCUCUUAUCCCUACAUGCCGCACCAGUACCACACAGAAGAGCCUUUGUUCUGGCCUCCUCACUCUCUGUACUUUCUUCUUUUUCCUGCAUUGUUUGCAGGUGGUAUCGAUAGCUUUGAUAUGGCCUGAGUGAACUGGUAUGAGAUUAGUAUUGUUAUCACAUUCCUCUUCCUCUGAGGAGCAAAAAGACCUUGACCUUUAACAGAAUCAGUCUAACCUACACAGUAUCUGACACAGCAGCGGCGUAUCCAUAUCCCUCUCCGCCUGCAAGUCCACAGGCGCCUCUGCAGAGCCAAUAGAUGUAAUAAAACUUAUUAGCACAGAUGGAUUGAAUACCUUUGUUACACUUGAGACCCUGUGAAGUAAGAGUCAGCAAUGCAGAACUUAAAUCCAACCCUGUGUUUUACUCAGUGUGCAAGAGGCAACUCCAUCGCUGAAAAGGUUGCCUUUUCUCAGAGAAAAUUGGCAGCUUUUCUUGCACUGGGACUCAUUCAGAUGCCCCUUAAAACAAUCCAGUUCAACCACAAACCUUGAUGGGGGGAGGCUUGGCAUGAACUUCACAUUCUUGCAUGAGUAGCCUUCAUGAUACACUGUAUGUGUGUGCGGAGGGAGAAGGACACAGAGGAUUUAGCUACAAUUUUCUUAUUGUUGAUGUUCUUGUGAAAGUUGGGGUGAAACAGUAAUAGUUUUCUAAAUGCUUUUUUAAAUUCAUAAUGGAGCGUACCUCCAUUUGUGUUAUCUGCACUGUGGCAGCAGACAUCCCCUCUGAGCUUGGGGGGCACUUCUUUUUUAGUUUCUCUGCUGACAUCUAACCCAUCGCAUUAGUUUCAGGCAUUAAAAUUACAUUAUAGAAAUUAUUAAUCAUCUUACUAAUGGUCUUGUUUGCUUUUGUAUUUCAUAAAAAGCCAUUAAUACAAAUUAAGUCUGUUUCUUAGAAGUCAAAAAACUUUAAAUUCAACACGCUCAUUUGCAUGCAGUUCAUAUCUCACAGAUCUAUUGCAUUAUCUCAUCAGAAUCAUUAAGAAAGUCAUCAUACAAAGGGUGACCAUACGUCCUCUUUUAGCUAGACAUGUCAUCUUUUUGGGGGCUGUUCGGGCUGUCUGGCCUUGUCUGACUUUGUCCGGGGAAGUUUAUAAAAUCCUUCAAAUGUCCAGGGUUUUGUAUGGAAGUUUAGAGUUUGUGUCAUGUGGACUUAAUGAAUUAGAAGCACGUAAAAGACACUCGAUCCAACCCAAAAAACUCUCAAAAUUAACUUUGUGCGACUCCGUGACUCCUCCCCUGCGUAGUCGUGUCGUCUUUUUGGGGAUUCAGAAUAUGGUCAACCUAUCAAUAUAAAGAGACAGUCCUGCUAAAUGUCCUGGUUGAGUUAAUGGAUACUCAAGAGCAGGGAUGUCCAGAUUCGAUCAAAAUAUCAGAUAUCAGUCAAGAAAAACAAAUAUCGGAUUAUAUCAGCCUGCAUCUAAAAUCUUUGAUGUAACCACUCUGAUACAAGCAGUCCAUUCCAGACUCCGCUCCAGCAUCUCUAGCUAGCGGUGCCCAUUUCCAGCAUGCUUAUCCCAUGUAGUCACAACAACAGUGUGUACAAAGGUACUAACAAAGUAGCAAGGAGUAGGAGUGCUGUGGCAGUAUUUUUCAUUAAAGUUAAAAAAAAAAGACGUUGUUGCUGAGUGCAAAAGUUGCCAUGCGCAGGUUUGUGCUAAUAUAGGAUCAAUAUCGGUAUCGGCUAAUACUGAAGGCUACACUUUCGGUUUCAUAUUGGAAGUUAAAAAGUUGUACCAGGACUCUCCUAUUCAAGAGUAACGAGAGAAUAAGUUUUAAGCUGGGGGUGACAGAUGUGUCAUUUGACCACCAAAACUGUACAGUGUGUGUGCAACAGUCAGUGAUGUCAUACGAACUGCAUCACAUCAUGCUGUCAUUACUUCCUUGUUUUCUAUUAUUAAUUCUAUAAAAAGUCCAUCUGAAAUCACUUUAACACACACAAGUGACCACUGUGAAUGCCGAGUCUCUGUUACAUGACUGUGAUAUUGAUAUGCAUGGGAUGCUGGAACUGUGCAGGGACCCCGGCAUAUGCUGAGUUAAGAGAGUUCAAGACCAGUCGUCUCAGCGCUCACUAACUCGGUCCGCCUACUAAUGUGACUGUGAAGUCAUUGAAUUAAUCAUAAUUUAUCUAUGUUUGCAGAUAUUUUUUUAUACAUCAAACAAACGUUUACGAGAAGGGCGCUCUUCAGGGUGUAGAAAUGAGUAGACCAAGUCCGCCUUUGUAUAUCAUGGUUAGGGCCCCGCCUGUUGAGACGCUCUUGAGAGGGUUGUUGAACUUGAGGGUGAACCUUGAGGAAAUCCAUGUGUGAAAGUGGAGUCUGCUUUAUUGUCCUUUAGAAAAAUGACAGAAGUUGAACCACUUGAAGGAGGUUAAUAGCACUUAUAGUAACGUGGCUUUAAAUGGAUGAUGAAAGUCUUUUUAUAAGAAGUACAAACAGUACAUGCUCAAGAUACUUGGCAGCUCCAGUGUUACCACAGCUGGUUUCAAUGUAUUCCUGUGGUGUGGUGUAAAAUCUCAUUUUAUUAUAGUGUUGAUUAACGUAAAAUGCCAAAAUAGUAUGUUCCAAGAACAUAUUACAGAAUGUUUACUCACUUUUAUAAGCUCCACCAACACUUAUGAAUGGUCCAAUUUGCUCCGACAUACAUCUCGUAUACCUAAGAGUAUCAUAAUUAAACCUCUCUACAUUAGAAGCCAUAGAUUAUCUUCUUUUUUAAAUGUGUCUGCCAGAGUAUAUAUCCUCGCACAGAUACCCGCUGCCUGGAUUCAAGCAUGUUCUUUAUGAAGAGUAAGACCUCCAUCUGUUAAUUCAAGCACUCGAGCAGACUGAAGCCUUGGAGCUGCACAAUUCAUUCACUGAAAAAGGAAAGAAUUACAAGCCGGCCAGAUAUGAAACCUCGCCGCUAUGUAUCACUCCUCUCUCUCAUCAAAUGGAGCAUUCAAGAGCACAGUCAUCUUCAAAAUAAAAGUGAGGAGAGUCCUUGGGUUAUCACCUCAUUAAUUUGCUUCCUUGUGAAAAGAAGCGGACAGUAAGAAUGUGUGCUGCCAUUUAAUUAAUUUCGUACACCUCCGGGUAUUGCGAGUCCACUUCUCUUUCAAGCAUUUGACUAAAUGACCAUUUUUAGGCUGUUUCACUGACUUUGUUUAUCUCGCUGUCUUGACCCUCGCUCUCUUGGUCUUUGGUCAUUAACUUCUUUAUCUCUGUGAAAACACAGAAAGCCUGUCUCGAAUGAUAACUUCUUCAUUUUUAACCUCUAGGGAAUUCAAAGAAAGUGGGACUAAGUUGAAUCUGUGCAGGAAAGGAACUCAACCAUACAGUUCUCACUCUGUUCUUCUCAAUUUACUGUUUUAUUUUCAGUAAUAUUUAGAUUUAGAUUUAGAGAAGUAAUUUUCAUGACCUAUGUCCUGGUUGAUGUGUUACAUAUCAAAAAAAGACAACAAAAACUCAUGAGCAUAGGUUAAUGUGAUGUGAUUUUUGUUAAGAAAGUUUUGUCUUCUUUACGCCCUUUCUCCAUCUCUUAAGGUUUAUUACUACCUGACUUUGAAGCAACACCUUCAUGAUAUUCAACCACCAGCUCAGAACUUGGCGUGCAAACUCUGGGGUAUUCACAGAACACUUAGGCCAGUUUCAGUUUAAUUGAGAAAAUUGAUCUCUAAUCGCUUACAGGUAUUUCAAUAAGAAGUUUGAUUUCAGUUGGAUUCACGCAUUGACAUGCAUUUUAAAAGUAUAGUUUCAGUCAUACUGUAGGAAAAGAUUUAAGUGCAUGCAAAUGUACUGAAUGCCUGAAACUUCUUGCAGGGGGCAGGUGUCAGACCCAGACUACUACAAACUAUUGAUGCAACUUUUUUCUAAUAAAUCACAUACAGGUUGUUAAUGAGUGAACCACUUAAAAAAAGGGAAUCAUGAAAUUUUUUGACAUGAAACACUUCUUACACAUUUGUGGGACAAAAUUCGCAAAGUCUGCUUUGUCCAUAGGUGGCGCCAAAAACAACACUAAUCAAAAGUUGCUAAAAAUAAGAUUUAAUUUAGAAGAUAUGAAAAAGAUGGGACCUUCUUUCUUUCUUUAUUAUGUUUGUUUUCACAAUUUUUUAAUUAAAAUAUAUUUAAGUAUAUUUUAACACUUAUGUCUUGAAAAUAAGGACCAUUUUGUAAUGAGGGUUGUCUCAUACUUAAGGAAGUAGCGCACUCCACCUGAUUAUGUGUAUUUGAGUUAAUAUAUAUAUAUAUAUAUAUAUAUAUAUAUAUAUAUAUAUAUUUAUAUUUAACUGAAAUUUUCAUUGAGGCAAAUUAAACUCAAGUUAGUGGCCGAUCACUGCCCUUGAUACUCUUGACAGUUUUGGUAAUUCUGCAUUGAGCUGUUUUAUUUAGUUGUUUGUUUCUCAUUGUUUUUCCCCAUGGGGUCAGUUUGUGGAUAUUUGAAUACAUACCCACAUAUAUCUGCUGAUAAUUCGACUCUUUGCGAGUUUUCUUCCCCAACUCUCACCCUGCAAAUGUCAACAUCCAUACUGACAUGCUCUGAAAGGCAGCAAUUACUCUGUCUUUGCUUGGUUUAAAGCAAGUGCACCAAACUACAAGUAUGACAGCACUAUCACUCAAUUUUGAUCAAAGGUGUACAAGUAAAUUUACAUGCCAUUGAACGACAGUAUCACCAAGUGUAAAAUCAAAAAAUGCUGAGUAACAAAAAGGUUAUAUGGUCACAAUAUUAAGCACCAGUUAAUAAUUUCUAAGAUAUUUGAUAAGCCGUAGUCCACAUUUUGCCACUCUCGGCUGUUGUCAGAUUGUGUACUUCUAAAGAAAUAAAUAAAGGCCUCAAUACCCCAAUCUCCCUCUCAGGACUUGAAACAUGGGAUUUAUUGGACGGGCCAUUGAAUUCAGCCAGGAGCCUCCUAGAGGCCUCUGGAAGGGAACAGGAGCACAUUAAAAGUGCUGAUGAAUCCAAUCAGCCUGUUCGCAGGCAUCCAACAUAGAUAUGCCGGUGCACUAAGCAGCGCUACUCAAGGGCUUAAUUAGAAGGAUGCUUGUGUAUUGUUUGUUUUCAGGCAUUAGUAAAGUCUGUGUGUCCUGAUAAUGGAAUUGGCUGGGAAAUGGAAUCGUUUGGCCCUGCCUUCAUGCUGCUAGGCCUGAUACUGCUUGUCAACACCAUUGUUUCCUCACCCUCCUGUGGAGCCCCUAUCGAUGUCAGUGAAGGGAGACAGCUCAGCAGCAGCCAGCCAACUCCUCAGCCGGAGCACCCGGGCUCGCCUGUCAGUUAACAAGGCCCUCUACUCUGGAGGAAGGGCCUUUCGCAUGAGAAUCUUCCUCCUCUAAUUAGCAGCUACAGUCUUACACCUCCAAUCAUCACAUCAUUACAUGUAUGCAAACAGUUUUCUCCCUUUCUUUUUAUACCUCUACAUCCUGAACUUUAAUUUAGUGUGUGAACAGCUUCUGAACACAGCAGGUAUUUUGACCAGAGUGUGAAAUUAAGGUGUGGAAGUGAUAAUUGAGUAUGGAGAUUCAUACAGACAGCAGAGUGGAUAGAUAUGCUUCUGGUCAAUUAUUUUAGGGCGAAUAUAUAUUAAAUAUGCUUAUUCUAAUAGUGAGCAGAUGUGUGAUGAUUUUUAACUUUAAAUCUUUUUAGUAAUUUAAACCAAAGUCUUCAAUAUCGUUUUUCUUUUUUUUUUUUUCUUAGUAAUUUUUGGGCGGUUUUAGCCUUUAUUGACAGGACAGGGUGAAAUAUGGGGCGCACUAACCCACUUGGCCCAUCUGUGCACCCCUCAAUAUCUGUUUUUUGAUUAAUUUUGACAUUAAUCUUGUUGCAAAGCACAAAAAAAUGAUUUUGCAUCAUCAAAAUAAUAUUUGAGGCAGUAAACGAAAUAAUUGAAAUGACUUUAAAACUUUUAGUCAUAAAGGAUCGAGUGCACCAGCUGGCGGUAAACUUCUUCACUCUCCAAUCAAAGCAUCUGCAGAAGGUACGAAGAACACAAACCAAAAGUAAAACGUGCAACAGAAACUUGAAGAGGUCGUCGGCCAAAACCACGUUUGUAGAGGAACGUAGGAUUCUGUAGGAUUCUCGUAUUUCCACAGACAUCCCUUUUUUUUCCAUGAAGCCCAUGUCUGAUCACCACCUACAGGAAAAGAGACAGCACAUCAAUAAGACAUACAUACAGGCGUUCACGUUGUGUUACAGGCUGAACGUCCAUUGCGAAUGAAAAUGAUCUCCCCCGACAUGUAGUUAGAGUGAAGCCCAAACGACUAAACUGAACUGAACAGAGAAUAUUUCUGAUUAAUUAUGUCCGUAUAUCAGUUUGGAGUGCAAUUGGUUUAAAACCAGUCAGGCAGCAAAAAGCACACACACACUUAGAUAGUACUGAUGUUGCUGGUAGGCAAACAUCCUGACAUGCCAUCUUUGAAAGUCUCAGCAUGUCCUGUAAAAAGUUGUCAACCUCCACGUCUGUUUUCUUGAUUGGCUUGUGUAUUUCUCCCUAAAAUAGAGUGACUCCUUGCUGAGUGUCUCUGCUGGGCUACUCAAACACAGACUCAGACUCUCUUCCUGGUAGAAAACUGAACACAAACCCACAUGUUUGAGUAAGUUCUCAAUAAUCAUCUACUCGAUAUCUGAACAGCUGUUCCUCUCCCUUGCAUCAAUCAUGAUAUAUUUGUAUCCCAUGAUGGUUUUUUAGUGAUAUUGUAAGAUAUGUUUGAGGGCUCUUUCAACACAAUCAUUCACUGUCACGGCUAUGGCAGCUCAUGGCAGGGUAGUUAGAAAGUCAACCAGCCAAACCCGGCGGCUUGAUAGGAGAAUAAGCAAUGUCUGGGAAUUCUUUCAAUGGGCGAGGCAGGAAUUCAAUCAGUCAGACCGUGGGGGCUAGGAAACUGGGCAUCCGACACAGUUAUGCUUCAGCACUUUUCAAUUUGAGCUUGGUCUGCGCCAGCCUCCGGCCUGUAGCGUAUCAUUAAUGAAAGUCACAUUAGGUAUCCCUGUCAUCCUUAGUCAUCCUGUUCAACCAGGAGAAGGUUUCAUGGCUCUAUAUGGUCAUAACUUCACGCAGUAAAGCUGUCCGUCACUCCACCUCUCACCUCUGCUUGCUUGUAACUUCUGCUCCCUCUAAGGGGUUAUGUGCUCUAGCUGUUGAAGAGAUCCAAACUCUGAUCUGCUUAUGCAACCUCAUAAAACUCAGAGGAUGCUGGGAAAUAUUUCCCCUUAUUAUCUGUGUCUUUUGAAUUAGUUGAUUAAUUUAUCUAAAUUGAAAAUAAACUUCUGGCUUUUUCUUCUUCCUCUAUGACCCGGCUUGUUCGCUCUUACGGUCUUUAAUGAUUCAUGAUGUUUGUGUGUCUCUUUGUUGCUCAAGCGCUUUCCUUUAGAGGUCAUGGAUUCCUUCAUUUAUGCAGGGAAGACUGGAUGGAUGUGUUGGAUUUCCUCCUGCUAUGACCUAAGGCUUUACCAAAGGUCCUAACACAGUUGCAUCUCUGAGACCUUUACUCCUCGAGGAGCUCCAUACUGUGAGGCCGGCUCAUGUUGCCAACUUGUGAGGUUUCGUGACUCCUACGAAUGGCCCUUUUUCGCAGAGGAAAAAAACGUAGAUGUGUCUCUGAUGUGGAAGUUAAGCUCUCUGCCCCCGCUGUGAAGAUUUAGAUGAUUUGGACACAUCAGGUCAAAUUCCUGAGCAGAAAGCACACACUGCAUUUUUUCGAAGCUGUUUCUGACAUGUGUCUAAACUCCCUCGUCAAAACGCCGAUGCUGACCUGUCAAAGCAGUCACUCCAAAAUAACAAAAUUAAGUCAGCUCACCAACACUGUCAGAGAAGAAGCUCUGCAAAGACUAAACUGUGUGAUGGUUUAUGACAGUGUGUGACAGUGUGUAGCUCUCUGUAUCCCUGCAACAUGUUCCCAUCCCUUUUUUUGUCUGUGUAUUCUCUCAGUGCCUCUUUGUUUCCUGUCAGUCUCUUUUGGCACUUUUGACAGAUUAACACUUCCACAACAGGAGUCCUGGAUUUGGAUCUCGCUUCAGGGGGUCCUUGUUUCUCCUCAACUCUUCACUUGACUUUGUUGUCUAUAUCAUGUCACCUCUUUUAGCCCGUGGCUCUGUUUCCAUACCCAAGCUGUCAAACGAAAUCUCACUCAUUUUUCUGCCUGAGAGACGGGAUAUUCAAAAAGUGAAAGAAGGUCUGAGAGAGCACACUGGUCUGAUUUUGGAUCACAAAGCAAAAAAAAACAUGAAACUCAGAUGGAUUUCGCAUUUAUUUUUACUUGCUGCACACACGUGCACACAUUUGCACAUGGCUGCUUCUUAAUAUCCCUGUUAUGUACAUGGCGUAUGUGUGCUAUGAGUAAUUAUAUUCAGCCUGGUUGGAUUCUGCCCUUCUCUCGGCCAGCUGAAGCAGCUAUAUAAAACAGGGUGUGGAACAUGUGGAAACUGUGAUCCUCCAUCUGCAGUUGCUUGUACGGCCUUUCCAAGCCCCCGGAGGACUCGUGCUGCAGUAGGACGUUUUGUGUUGUGGAUUGCAGUGAAAUAGAUCUCACCACCAAAGAGUAUAUGACCACCACACAUAAACCAAAACCUCAAAUGAUAGUUUCAUUAAGGCACAUGAGCUUAAAGACGACUUGUGGUGUGGAUUCGGAAGCUAUUACUGUUUUUUAUUUAUUUAUUUUUAAUUUCUUUUAAGGGGAUUACAGAGAUUGAUGGCUCAGACAGGCAUAAAUCAUGAAUUUCCUGGAGCUGACUCAGUGUUCCUGGGUGUACCCUCCCUGCUGUUCUCUGAUUUAUGGUUAGUUUGGCCGUUUGCUGGAUGUUGGUGAACACUACAGAGUGUACCAAAUCAUUUGGCCCCUGAGAAAUGACGACAGGAGCAGAAAGUGAUAUUCAUUAGUUUACACAUCGUUCUUUCCCACACUGUUAAUGAAAUGUUGUCAUUUUAAACUACCUGCCAACACUAGCAUGAAAAUAUACUAUAUUCUACAGGGAAAUUAACUUAAGACUUAAAUCCACAUUUCUAAAUAGUGCUGUUUCAGCGAUUCAUUGGCAAUGUAUCAUGAUGGAUAUUUUCUUCACUUGUAACAUUCAUGGUGGCUCGAAUAACUUUAGCUAGGUGUUAAACAAAAACAUGAAAUUAAGUACUCAAUCACAAAUGACCCUCGAUUUAUCCGAAGAGAAUAGAGAAAGUAAAUUUGUACCCUUCUUACUGUAGAUUGUUGGCUAAUAAAUUGUUGCAAAAUAAGCUUUCAACCACUUUUUUUUUUUUUAAGUAUUUUGUGGGCGUUUAUUACCUUUAUUGAUAGGAUAGUGUGGAAACGUGGGGAGAUAGAGGGUUGAGUUAGAGAGGGGGAAGGACAUUAAGCACACGGUCAGGGCUGGACUCGAGCCCGCAACCGCUGCAGGGUCCCCAUACGUGGGGCGCGCUAACUCGCUUGAAGCUUUCGACCACUUUUUAGCAACAUUUGGCUACUGUUGGGAUGCAAGGAUUGAUCUUAUUUAGGCCAACGUUUUUAUCUCAUUGAUAAGAACUUUAUUGAUCCCCGAAGAGAAAUUCAAUGAGUGAAGUGUUGUUUCAGAGGUGUCUCACUGCUAACAAUAUCUGUUCAAUUUUAGACAAUCGCAAAGUUAAUUCAACCGUUUCUUACAUGUAAAUUUACCCCUAAAGAAAUAUAUUUGAUUCUAAUUAUAUUGUGUAAUGUAAGCUGAGCGGUUAAUGCGAGGUUAGUCUGCCACAAAAAAAAUAAUAUAAAAAAAUAAAAUUAGAAAAUUUAUAAAAUCAUUUAAACAACUUUUGGCAAAAGUAAUUCCAGGGAUUAAACAAACUCAGACUGAAUUCUCAAACUGCUUUCAGCCAGGAAUUGAUUUAAUGUUAAUAACAGCUGAGGUCUAAAACUUGACUAUCCAUUACGCUUUUACUCUCUAUAUGAAUAUGGUACAUCAGACUUCAAGCCUCUCUAGCUGUGUUAUCCUCUCUAAUUUAUGCUGUUUCACAGAGUUCAUGUUCUCAUCUGGUUGCUGCAUAAGACAAAAAGCCCCGGUCAAGGUUUGGAGGUCUAUCGCUAACUCAACAAGUAACAAACACUCAGUCUGAACUCCAUCACUACAGGGCAGGCACAUGAGUGCUUGCACUUCAUUACCUUUAUUAAUUAGCGAAUGCAAACAAGUUCAAGUACCCCAGCUACCUCCUCAGUUUAGGUCUUACAUAACUGUUAGUGUUUGUAGAGAUAAAUGUAAGAGAAAGGCACCAAAGACCCUCAGGAUUUGGCUGAUUUUACUCCGAAGAUCUAGUUUUUUUUCUUCAUGUGAUCGUGUUUUCAUGCGGCACAAUACUAACAAAUGUCUAUUCUUGUGGCUGUGGUGGCUGACAGGAGGAAAAACAAGUUUGUCCCUUACAGACCAAUAGAGCAGUCCAAAGUAAAUAAAAAAACGGAAGCUGCACAUUAUCUGACAGGUUGUGGUGCGUUGGUAUCACAGUCCAGUCCUUUCAAAACAGUGACAGUAUAGCUGUCUGGCUCUCUCAGGAGGUUAAGAGCCACUGUUCUGACAUGUCCCUGUGUCAGCGGUCUAGUGAGGAGCUGGAAUGUCUUCAUGACUCUACAUGCGUCCCCUGUUCUGCUCCACUGGGGUGCAGAGUGGCGGGAUCACUUUUUCUCCCCCCCCUCAGCACGGUCCCUUUGCCUUGUCUUUCAUAUGGUGGCAAAAUGAGAUAGAGAGAUAGUGAAAUAGGAGACAGAGCAUGCAAUCUGAUGCAUUGUGUCCUCUCUAAGGGUUUUCAUUGCCAUGAUUCAAAAAGAGAAGCUGAUGUUCACACUAUUCAUUUAAAAAUGACCAUAAAAAAGGAGUGUAAACACUUCACUAAAGUGGUGCUUCAAAUUCAGGAAAAUACAAAUUCACACAAUAGCCAUUCAUUGCUCGUAAAUUUCUACCCAACAAAGUGUUCAAAGGAAAAAAAAAACAGCCUUUUCAUGUCACUCCCAAACAUUUGAUAGAGAUGUGUCUCGAGUAUUUUUUGCGCUUGGGUCUCACGGCCGCUUAAUCUCCUCUCACCCAAGGCUGAAAACACAAGAGAAAGAAGGUGUUCGCAUGUGCCCCCUAGAAGUGGUUUCACUUUGUGGAGGCUGAGGACAAACUUACCCUCUCCUUAUACAAAUAGAAAAGGCUGAUCAUUAAUGCGGAUGCAGGAAAAAAGCUGCAGCGGAUAAUUUUCUGUCUUUCUUUUUCACCGGAAAUCGAAACAAAGCCCAAGAUUUUAAUAAAUAUCUGUGUUUGUUGUGGCUCCUCACAGCAGUACAUCUUCAGCAUUUCAACAAGUCAUAUUGCAGGAGGCGGCCUCAUAUGGGAAACACACACACAAAAUUGUGUUCUCAUCUCCAAACUAUACAGUUUUCAUCUGAGCGGCAGGAGUAGACUUUAUUGAAUUUAAAGAAAAAUGAUAACAUCAUAUGGAGACAGUGUGCGGAGAAAAUAGACUUUUAUCAAGAAGUGUUGUUAUUGGAGUACUGCAGUGUUCUCUGACUUUGUUGCAACUUAGUUUGUUUUCACUUGCUCUUGUCUUAAUUCUUCAUUUCCAGCCUCCACUGGGACCUGACAGAGAGAACAAAACAAAAACCAGAUUUUAAAAACUAUGAGGAGAAAUGAGCAACAGUGUGGGGGGACAACAAAGUUUUUCUGUGCAUCUUUGAUCCAUUCGUAUCGAACCUGUGUUUCUCUGCUAGUGUUUUCAGUUUAAAAGUGAAUUAAAUGAUAAAAAUCUAACUACAUACAUAAGCUGAAAGACGUUUCCCCCUUUUUUUUUGCUUUGCUGAUACACGGCGUGUUCAGUGAUGCCUGCCAGAUGUUCACAUUUGAAGGUGGUAUCAAGUUUCUUCUAGGUGAAAAGGGGGUACGAGCCCAGAAAUAGCAGCAGCAGCAACAGUAGGCAGCUGGAGUUCACGUCAUCCUGAGAGAUGCCGCACUAACCGAGGCCCAUCUGGAGGAAUGAGAGAGCCAAGGACACUGCAGAAGAAGAGAGGGGGGAGAGAGGAAGAGAAGAGCAAGACCUUUCUCAUUAGCUUUGUCAUUGGAAGUUUGGACAUGCAAAGACAGUUUGAUAUUCCUUCAGAUUUUUUAGUUUUAUUUUGAAAGACGUUGCACCGAGACGACUCCUCCAGUCAGACAAAAGCUUCUCCACUUCGAGUUUUCUCACUGGGACAGACUCAUCAAUGACAGUAACGCAGCCGAACAUAAAUGUAGCCCGUCAUGCCGCGAGCUAUGCUGAGGAGAGAUCUGUAGAUUAAAUGGCACCACUACUCACCUUACUGUCACUUCACAUAGCUGACAUGGUGGGAUUUUUGUAGAAAGAGCUCGGGGAAAUGAUGUGAAAUCUACACCAGGGAGACACAUGAUAUAUAAGGUUACUGUGUUUUUUAUGACUCAGAAUCUGAAUGUAGUAAAAGAAUCAAAUCCUCUAUAAAUUUCAUGGUCCUGCAAUUUUGCUCAGAGGACACAGUCCCCAGAGGAUGAAUCCCACUGACUAGGGUUAUCCGUUCACUUUUAUUUUCAGUUCCAGUUUGUGAUUCAUAUGUGCAGGUUUGUUGUUGCAAGAAUUGUUCUAAAUUGAUAUGAAAUUUUAAACAUUUUUGAUAUUAAAUUUCAGCUUUUUUUAGAAUUAAACUCAAAACACAAAGACAGGUUUUGCGCUGCCUUACAAAAGCCUUUCCUUGACACUUUCCUGUGGAUUUAUUUUCCAGUGUACUCCAUAUUUAUUCAUGUGCAACUCCCAGUCUACCAAUCUGUAGGCUCUGUGCAAAACGCAGGUUUUCCUUUGCAUUUGCAUGCCACCUCACUUUCUGACUUAGUUCAAAUGGCAUUGUUGUAAGUUAAAGAUACCAGGAUGCUAGCUGAAUGGUUGCAACCAUUUCAGUUGUUAUUAUUGCAACUGUUGUACCAUGGUAUGUUUGAAAAGUUCAAAUUUAUUCUAGCAAGAAAUGGGGUUUAAAACCUUGUUCUAUUGGGGACUUGGUACUAAAGUUGCUCUUGAGAAUGGCUGAUGUACUAAGAGGUCCAAGAUCUUGAUUUAUUUUAUCAAAGUAAAAGAUAAAGAAGAGGCAAAAUGCAAUAUUGUUCCAAAAUCAUUUCUAAUAGAGAGAAACCAAGCGACAACUUCCAGCCAGAAGUGCUAAAAACUGCAGUUCCCCAGAGUGCCACAUGAGGCUGUAACUGAUUUACGAGGACAUUAAAGGCCUGUCUCUCUGGUUGGUCAAACGUUUGGUUGAAACAGUAUUACCAAUAUGGCGUCCGCUACUGACUGGCUUUGAAACGCUGCUUCAGAAACAGAUGAGUAACGUCACGGACGCUACACCCAGUUAUUAUACAGUCUACAGGUGAAACACAACCUCCACUGCCAAGUACAGCAUUAAAUCAAAUGGAAUUGCAAUACCUCCAAGUGUCUUUAGGUAAAAAAAAAGAAACUGUCAGCUCUGGCUGCUAAGUUCAACUUCCUAUUCAUUGUUUGUGAAGAAAUGUUGCUAUAGGGCCAACAUUUCUGACAUGGCAUCAAAUAAUUAGACUCAGAAAAUGUGCCUUCUGGGCCUCAGUCUCCUCUAGAAAAGGGAGAGUCCAAAGUCAUGACAAAUUCAUAUUGAAACUUACAACAUUAGCUUGAAUAGCUGAGACACUAAUGUUUUAUUUUGCCAAAGUGUAUUGGUUGCUCUGAAGAGGUUGCUUGGUAAUGCUAUUUUGCUGAGGCCAAAAGAAUGUAAGAGUGGGCAUUAGUAUCAGUCAAUCUAAUCACAUAAUUAAUCGGAGGAAAAAGUAAACUCCUGCAAAAGUAUUGUAAAUGUUUGAAAUGGAUUUAGUUUCCUGGUUGGAGACCUGUAUGUUUUGCCCCCUUAUAUCAUAUCCUAUCCUGUUGCUACAGACCACCACUCACUUAGUGACCAUUUGUGGCUAUUUCUACAUUGUGUAGGUGUUGUUUUAAUGGCGCAUAGCUCUGAACAACGCUGAGGAUUUAGUGUGCUGGACUCAGGACCCUAAGGCAAUCAGACACAUCCAUCACCCCUACAGUUUACGGAGUAAUGGAAGGAAAGAGAAAAAGAGAGAAAUGUACAAAGACAUGCAGAGAAAGAGAGAGACAAAGAGAGGCAACGAUAGAGCAAGGGGAACAGACAAAGUGACAGAGCCAGAGAGGUGGGUGUAUAAAAAGCAUACAUAAGAAGAGGACUAAAAUGUCAGUGUGAAAGCAUUUGUCUGGAGGUGGGAACCACUCAGACACAGCUCAGCUGCCCCAGUGGGUAAACAGCUGUAAUCAUAGUUUAGCAGCAGACGUUAACAGCAUGACUUUAUACUGCUAUUAAAAGGUUGAAGUACUGCACAUUACAUCCUAGAUGCCUGCGAUUCAAAAACCUAUCCUGUGUUCUCAGUGGUUAGAUUUAGUGUUUUUUACACUUGUCUUUUUAUACAUUUGUCUGAAACCAAAGUGCUAGAGUGUGCUGUUAUGCAGAUGACACCCCAUUUCCCAUCUACCUUCAGAUGCCUUUAUUUAUAGCUCUGAAACUGUUUAUUGUUACUCUUCUCUCAAGUUCUUUUUUCCAUUUACUGUGUGAUACUUUUGGUAAAACUUGAAAAGAUGACUCGGGGUUAUAUUGAGAACUUGUCACUUGUAGGUGUAUAACUCACAUUGAAUGCUAAUUGGCUGUUGGAAAACAAGGCUAUCAGCAACAACAGAUGAGGUCAACUGAUCUACAAACUCUAGCUAGUUUUAUUAAAAGCAAAACAACACUCACAAGUCUCAUCCUAGGGUUACAGUUAGGAUUAUCCUAGUCUCAUCCUAGGAUAGUACAAAAACCAAUGGGCUUUCUGGCUGCAAAAAGCUGAAACUGUGCACUCACACCGUUUUAGUUGUAGUUUUUUAAAAUGAGUUAUUCUAUGUGGUAGUUGACCCCAUCUGCAGCAGCUAAUAGCCCAGCUUCCGCUCCUGUUUUCCACAUGGUUUCUCAAUUAAAGGGCCGAGCCAAUCAGCAGUCCCUGUGGGUAACGCACAUGCUUUUGAUUUAUUCCAUUUAAUGAAGAGAAAAGAAUACUUUUGGAGGCGAAGUAAAAGAGUAUAAUCCAUAAUAACUCCUGAGAGUAAGUAUGCUUGGAUUCACUGAGGUGAAAGACUUAUUGAUUAAAAAGGCCUGCAGUCUUAUAUACGAGAAUAUUGAAAAUGAUUUGAUUCUGGCUAAAACACAGUCCCAGGUUUGUUCUAUCUGGGAAGUUUCAAAAAGACUCAAUUUCCUUAUUUUGUACAGCCAAAACAGUCUGAAACCCCUAAUGGUAUUAAAUUUUUAAGAUGUUGUAAAGCAGAGAAAGUCAGCACAUUUUCACAUCUGGAAAGCUCGAAGCAGCAACUGACAAAUGACUCAGAGGAAGAAAUCAAUUAUCAACGUGAUUCAUUUUUGGUGAACUUAUUCAUUGGUGAAUAAUAUUCGGUAUGGAGUUUCAUUCCAUUUUUUAUCCCAUCCGACCUCAAAGUACCCCUGUGUAAAUGGUUGUGGCCCCCUUCCACUGAACGGGCGGAUGCUGCUGCUGCUUCUUCUUAGUCCAAGCAGAGUCAAAAAGGGAUUCGACUGUUCUUUUGUAGGUGUUAUCAAAAUCGUACCACUUCAACAUGGUUACUUUGUCUGUUAGUCCCAUCACCCCCCAUGUCUUUCCAUUUUGCGUCUCAAGGGAUGUCUAGAUGCAAAUUUGAGGCUCCACAUCCGCUUCACAGCAGCGGCCCCCGGCCUCAUGGUUCACCAGAGCAUAAACACGUGUCAGGCCAAGGAAAAUAUUUGGAGAGAUGAAGAACAGACAAAGAAAGUUGUGAGGUUUACCGAGCUCCAAGUGUGGAAGGAUUGUAUUGUUGUACACCAGAGAUUCUCAUAUGCCAGAGACCUGCACUGAUAUCUUUCUCCUCCUCCUUUUCACCUCUUUGUUUCCCUGUUUGCCCUCUUUUCACCUCUGCUUCCCUUCCUUCCACACCUUGAAGGACUCAGUAUUUGGUAUGAAAUUGGGCAAGUUAAAGGAGUAAAUGCUGUCCCUCUGAGCCCCUGUGUGACCUGAGGACGGGCACUUAAAAUCUCUGGAGACCAGUGAAGAAAAUCCAAACAGGUAGAGUGACAAAAAGUUUAGUCUGAGCUCAAGUCGACAGAGAUUUCACAGUCAAGGUAAGGUCAGCGCAGAAAUCUUAACAGUACACACCACACUCAAAACUUGGCACAUUUGACCCAAGUACAGUGCUGUAGCGCUUGUAUGAGUGGCUGUCAGCCACCCCCUGUGUAAUGUCACCGUCUGACCCAGUUGCCUUGGUUACUACCUACCCUUUGGAGACUUUCAUCUUCAAUGGCAGAAGUGUUUCUUAAGAGCACCGUCUGAAGAAGUGCAGAGUUAAAAGAGAUGGAUUCGUGUUGUUGGCCUUGCCACCGAGCAUGGACACAUUGUGGACACAUGGUGGAGGUGACUUCCAGUUCACUCAUCUCUUUUCAUUUGCAGCGGAGAGUGGCUUCAAACUAAGGAUAUGAAUUCUUUUCAGCCAUGACAGAUAACUGAUGAGUGCCUGCUCCUGGUGGCCAACACCAAUAAGAUUACAGGUACUUUUUUAUGUUUCUGUAUUUCAAUUAGAAGUGUGUUAGCCUGCAAAAUCCUUUGUUACUUUACCACAGAGAAAAGUUGGUCAUAAAGUGCAAUAAAUUCAAAGAUUUUGUCAUUAAAUGGGCUGUUUUUGGCAAACUUUUCGCACCUUUAAAAGAGUGCUAUUUAGUUGAUGCUAGUGUUAGCUGCAGGUACUGCUGCUUCAUAUUCCUUUGUAACAUCUUCAUGAAACGACAAGUUGACUUCAGGUGACUUAUACGAUUUGUUGUGAUAAAACUUGAAUACUUUUCCUUUCUUCUGGGAAUCCUCGUGCAAUCCCCAGAAGAUGAUGCAGUUGGAAUUAUCCCCUUCAGAAACAGUGUAAAACUUCCACACAAACCCAUUUAUCAGAAUAAUAAAUAGGAGUAAGUUAUUCUCAUUAUUGGCCAGUAGUGUAUCAGACAGAUGUAUGUUGUGAACCCCUGUCUGACUUUCCACUCUUGCCAAAGUCCACACAUGCCUGCCACUGUGUUGCCUUGGUUACACCUGACCUUAGUUUUUGAUUCUUGGAGAAAGUCUGGUGUAGGUGGAAGGAGAUACCCUUUGGGACUGGGGAUGGCAUUGCCGGUGACCCGCAGAACUCUUCUCACCUCCGUCUGCUGCAUUUGGCCAGAAGUGACAGUAAAAUCCUGCUUCUUUGGCGGCAGGAAAGCCGACUUCUGUGAGGGGAUGAGGUUUGGCAAAGGAGGGCGACUGGUACAGAGGAGGCCAUUUCACGCAACACAGCUUCCAGGAAGUCAGUCAUCAGAGAUGCCAAAGGAAAGCUGUGUCUCUUUCAUAGCUGGCCAAAUGGAGCAACCAGGCGUGGAGGGCCCUCUAGAAGACAAUAUCCCCUAACUAAUGCCAUCUGGGAUGACUUUCCUGGUCCUUAUGCUGGAGCCUCUCACCCUCAAACCAUGCAUUUCAACCUUCAUUUCAAAAACGCUCUGGCACUUGGUUAUUUAGACCAUUUGUCAUGUCUCAGAGACCUCAUUUUUGUUCAUUUGAUGGAUUUUUGAAAAGGCAUAAGCACACUGGAGUUUGUAUUCUGCAUGUGCUGUGUAUGAAACGGGAAUAUGAUGAUGAUACAGGGAGGAAAAACGGCCAUUUUGGCAGCCCUCCAGUCUCUUUGAAAAAAAUAGAGGUCUGAGCCAAGAUAAGACAGUUAGGCCAGCAGGAAAGCAGGACAUUUUGAUUUGGAUCUGUGUUUUGGGAAAUGAACAUUUCUGUCUCACACUAUCCAUGUAUCCAACAACAGCUGGGGGGCACGAUGCCUUCAGGAGGAUCAGAUAAUCACAGUACAGUGUUAUAAGCUGCACAGAGAAAGGAGAAAAAGCACGCAUAAGAGACAAUUGGUCAAAUGGUUCAUGUUCCACUCUGAUAUAAAGGUUUAACUUUAGGAUAAAAUCAGGAAAAAUAACACAAGUAGAAAAAGACAAUCUCUGCUUUAGGCCUCUUUUGAUUCAUCCUCCAAGAAAGUCAAUACGCCAAGCCGAAACGAUAAAACUGUAUGAUUUCACAGAACCAUAAAGACGCUUUGCUGUUAAACUUUCUGUAAUACAAAAGCAAUCUGAUGUCUCGGCAAUAGGGCCACAGUUUGCCUCCCUAACACCUCGCUGAGUGUGUUUUUGUUCUAUUGUGUCAUAGAUUUCAUGGUGGAAAUAUUUCCUGGAAAGCAACGAAUUGUUCUGUGUGAGCGUAUUAUUCCUUAGCGCAAACCUCAUGGGGAGGUUUCAUCAUAGUUACAGGGUCACAAAGUGUUCACGUAGAAAUGACUCUGGUGGAUGGGGGAAUAGUGUCUUUAUUUUUCCACGAGUCAUAAAAAGAGCCGGUGUAAUUUUGUGUACAUCCAUCCUCUGUGGACUCGGUACAGCCUUUACCACAGAAGAAGGUCAUAUUUAAUUUAUUGUAUUUCAAAAUAGCAAUGCAGUUUAAUGUUUAUGCAUUAGUGCUCUUACUUCCAAAAUUUGCCCUUGGACUAAAAGAUCAACCUUUAUCUGACUACAUUAAACUGAGGCUGAACUGUGGAUUAACACCUUCACGUGCUUUGGAGAAAUAAACUGUAAUGUAAAGGUCCAUCCCUUGACACCCUUAACCAUGCAGUGUCACGAGGGAGAGCGUGAAGAGGAACGGAAAUCACUUAACCGCUGAAAAAUGGAGUCGGGAGAUGUGCAAUGCUCUGGUUCAUCUCAGCAUAUUAAUGGAGCCACAACCUCCACUCAGUUUUUCAUAUAGCUGAAGGUGAAGCAUUAUCCCGCCCGGUCUUGCAUGUUCAGUAAUAAUAAAUGGCGAUGAUAACGUUCUGGCUUGCUGAACCAGUUUCAUUUCUCUUCUCUGUUAGCCAAAUAAAUAUAUGAAGAAAAUAAUAUAUGUCCCUUUAUUUGCAGCAUCCAUUAUAAUCUGAGUUCAAAAUGCAUGGGAAGAAAGGGAGAUGUAAACAGGCUAUGUAGAAAGACAAUGUGGGUGUAUGUAUGUAAGGUUUAGGGUUACAGUUCGACUUUCUUCCUGGUUAUUUAAACUGUAAUUCUCACUAUGACUUCUUGUCUGAAUACUGUUAGAAAAUAGUCAAAAUAGAGGAUAAUUUCUUUAAUACUGCUUAACACAGGAUCACCAAUUCUGGGAGGAAACAAUGUGAAAUUAGUUUGUGGGUUGUGGCUAACAUUAGUAGAGCUAGCUCCACCAUCCUGUGGUAGAAGAAGAAGAACUUUAUUAAUCCUCAAAAGGAAAUUCAAUUGUCUGUAGUAUCACAGAUUGAUGCCGAAUGGUUAUAUUUUUGCUUACAGUCUGAAAAAUUCCGUAAUUUGGACUAAUACAGAAGUGGCUAAAAGAGCACCUGUAAUUCCUCUCGCGUCAAGAGCUACAUCAGUCAUCUAAACCCAAUCUGGAUUAAAAACAUCAUGAAUCCUCAGACCAAUGCUUCCUCCAAAAAUAGACUCAGAUGUCCCCAUUUUCCACAGUGUCCUUAAAAUGAUAUAAAAACAAGUUCACAUACACACAAACAAUAUAAUUUGCCAGAGUUUCAGUAAGUCAGAGUAUGUUUCACCUUCUAAUUUCCCCUUCUGGAGAAUUAUAAGCUCUACCAGAUACAUAAAUACAUGCAUGUGCUUACAAACACAGCUGCACAUACAUAGAUAUAUACACACACUUUCACAAAUGUGCCUACAUCUGUUCGCCUGCAUGUAACUAAGUCCCUUCUGGAAAAAGGGGGAAAGAGCCGUGUGUAACUAGAUCCGAUUGGCCCUUAUAUAAAAUGGAGAAAUAUGGGCAGAGUGUAGCUCUCUGACGAGCCGCUGAAAGUCUGUGACAUGAAUCUGAGUCUGGGGACCAAUCAUGCAUUCCAGUCGAAAAAAAUGUCAAGAUCCUGGGAUCUCAGGCUCAUGUUAAAACACAGCCCUGCCUCUGUGAUAUACAGGCUGAAUAUCUUGUCUCUCCUGCAGCAGAGAAGCCUGGCUUUUCAACCUCUUCAUCAUGCUUCUGUUAUCCUAUAUAACUUAUAAGCAUGAAACAUAUUUAAAGAUUAGCCCUCCCCAGAGAUUAGAUCUUUUACAAUAUACCUCUGCUUCUAAAUGCCUCCUCUUUGCUUCAAUAAUCCUCAUUUAUAAGGCCACUGGAGUUUGUUGCAUGGCUGGGGGCCGUACUUAAACUCUAUGAACUGUAGAAUACUUGCAUUAAAGUAGCGGCUGUGGCCGUGCAGCUUAAUGUACCAUACUGUGGGGCUGUUCCUCUCCUUCUGGCUUUAACAGCGGCUGUAUAAUACAGCGAGAAUGUCUCUAUAGCACUCAAUAACUUGCAUCAGUGAGGCAUAGCUCUAAAUGCUGUGAUGUGUUGUUAGAACAAAAUACCCUGCCUACACACAGUUCUCAAAUUUUGACCCUAUGACUAAAUCUGUCAUUUAAGGCCUGAGAGAAAAUAACAACUGGCUGUUUUUGAUGUGUUUGUCAAAAGCAGAAGGAAGAAGAAAAAAAAAAACAAAAAACACAAAGUUGCUGGAUUUUUGCCUGCAUCUGAAGUUUCCAUUUUUGAUACCGUUCAAAACCCGGUGAUUCAAAUUCAGCUCUUCUCAUUCUUGUCUAUUUUUUCCCAGGACUUGCGGUUUCAUAACACCGGUGGGCCUCUCUCAUGCUUCUCUACGAACUCUGUGUUGUAAAUGUAGUUAUGUUGCUUAAGGGGGAAACGGCCUCCUCCUGUUUUAUAUUAGCAUGAGCCCAAACCUGUCGUUAUAUAUUGUACGAAUUAGGCUGAACUUUGGCUUACGUCUUUCGCCUCCGGUUCUUUUCCUGAUAAAGGAUACGAGACUGGCAGCGCUUCUGAGCACAGCUGUGAGUCUAUACCGCUGCCAGCUCACUCUGUCAGGAUCUCCUGUGUGGGAUGACCCCCGACCUCAGUGAAAAUCCAAGAGAGGCCGAAGGGGGACUCUUAAUGCUCACUUGAGAUGUACAGCUGUGAUCCGUUCAAGGGGGUUUGUCUUUGUGCUGCACAGUAUUCGCAAAUGUAAAAUAAAUCAUGGCAAGCGGUCUUUGGAUUACAUCAUAGUUUAAGUCGCCUUUUUCUCACAGAGGGGCUGAAAUCUAAAUCAGAAAGAUGAGAAUAGCCAAAGUAAUUUAAUAAAGUCUGUUUAUGAGUUAAUUAAUUAUUCUCUGCUCUCUUAUUUAAACAGGUUUGAGACUCCCUGUGCAACCCAUGACAGAUCCCAUUAUUGAAUCUUCUGUAAUUGAUUUUCCUACAGCGUUAUGUUUGUUGUAAGAGAGUAACUUUUGAGAGCCAGUGUUUGUGCCUUAAAAUAGCUUGUGUUGGCCGACCACCAGUACAGAGUUUAAAUUUAACACCAAACAGUCAAAAGGAGAGAGCGCUCACAUCUGAAAAAUGUUUGACAUUUCUGUGUUGAAAAUAGUUUUAAAUGAUACUGCUCAUCCAGAGGACUGAGGCUGAUUUCAGCCCUCAUUGGGCCAAGAGGCAGGGAACACAUAGAGAGACAUAUGCUUUAAAUGAUCCAAUUAGAAGGGGAUAAUGUAUUGUGGACUGAAAACACGCUCGCCUGAGGGUCUUAUCUCACGCUAGAGGGAUUCCAGUUCGCAUAACCACCCAUUUAUUUUUUAUUAUCCUGCUUAUUACCAAGCUGCCAAAUACAGUUAUAAAAAGUUGAUAUGAAAUGUUGAUAUAAAGAUGUUUUUACUGAGUGAAAUUGAGUAUUUCUACAACAAAGUAAAACAGACACAUAAACCAGCAUUGAAGGUAGCAUCAGACAGGGUGAACAGGACGUUUACUGAACUACUACUGUCGACAUUUCAGCUCUCCUUACUCAGAGUAUGCACAACACACAACUCUCAAAUGUAACAGGUACACAUAACUUUAAACCCUGUAACUGCUUUCACGAUCUUUAACUGUUUAACUUUGUAGCUAUCUGUAGCUAGCUUAUAGAUACUCUACAGCUUUUUUUUGCCAUUGCCUGGAUUGCAGGACAGGAUCUAACACUUUCCCUCUCAGAGAUGGCCGAGGCGGCCCUGUAGCUCCUGGGGCUGCUUUCUCAUUUCUGUCAGUAAUUUGCAACUCCCCAGACCAGCCUGAAAGUAACAUUUUUGCCACAAUUUAGACAGAAACAAUUUUUUUUUUGCUACAGUGUCAACAUGGGAGAGGUGAAAUACUCGAGGUCUUUCAGGAUUGAUUUGAUAUCAUAUGUAAACGGGUUGUCCCUGGGGUUUUGACCAAUCAGAAUCGAGUAUUUAACAUGGAAGGGCACAAAAAGUUUUGUUUAUCUGUUGAUGAAGGCAUUUAAAAAACUGCUCUAUGUUUAAAUUUAUUAAAGCAACAUCAGAAAUCUUAUAAUUUCACACAUUUGAUUUUAUUUGAUGCUUAAAACAAUUACUGAAUUACAUGUAGAAAAAGUAAAUUCAAUCAUUUUUAAGGUUGGCUUCAUUUCAUAUUUCAAAUAUGUACUGUUUAGACCUGAUUGGUGCCAAUAUGUCAACAAAAUAUGUUUUUGAAGCUGGGGAGCCACGAGUGUUUUAAGAUUUUCUGCGAAUAAAAAUACCUGAAUAAAUCCGAUGCCGCAAGUUAUGCGUUUUUUGGACAUAAACAGGUCAGAAGUGACAUUGUUGACCAGCUUGCAAAUACUCCAGCAUGUGCCCUAUAGGUCUUGUUAAGAUGCCAUGGAUUGGCAUGUGUGUCCUGUUUUUUUCCUCUGUGCUCCAGUAGCCAUGACAGCCCAGGUAACCCAUCUCCGAGCAGCAUAAUCCAGCCUGUCAGCAGCUUCAGCCCUGUGUUUCCUGGACCCUGUUGAUACCCAAUACAUAAUGCCACUCUGGGAGGAACCAUUGCCAACCUGUAAUCCGAGCAUCUUAUCAAACCAAUCAGCUUUUUUUUUUUUCCAGCCUGAAUGCAUCUCGACUGUGACAGAGGAGGGGGGUUUCACAACAUCUGGUGCUUGAAGUGAUCGCAAAAAAAACGGAGGGAGGGAAAAAGAAAAGUGUGAGAACAAUCUUGAUGCUCUGGUAUGGAGAUUUCAGUUCAACUGCACGUUCUGCUUUUGCUUUUGAUACAGGUCGCUGAGCGGGCAGCCAGUUGUCAGUGCUUGCCUGCUCCAGAUUUUAGCCUGAUUGCGGUUAUGAUAGUGAUAUUCUCGACAGGAACAUUUGUCAUGUACUCCCCUCACAUUUGCUCUUUUCUUCUGUCUGUUUCACUCCAACCCCCCCACUCCCCCAUUCCCUGUUUCCCCCCUCAGCCCACUUCAGCAGUAAGAGGUUACCACAGCAGUAAGUCCGCCUCCAUGAACCCAAGUGUUGGCUCCAGUUGGACCAGUGGUGGCAGUGGUGGUCAAGGGACAAGAAGCAGCUCCUCUUACACCCGUGCAAGUCUGCAGCAUUACCUUUCCCACCAUCAGCAACACCCCCAUCAUCACCCCCAGUCCGCGCACACAGGCUACACCUACUGCCCUGCCCAUACAGCUGUGAGUACGGCUUAUGUCUUUCUUCUCUGUCUCUCUGGUGUCCAUUAGUGAGGCCACUCUAUCUGCUCUUUUUAAUCUCCCCCUCUUUCCCAAACUCAAUCCUCUCAAGCCCCCAUCGUGUAUAUCACUUUCUCUCGGUCCUUCCUCAGCGCUAUCCCUUCUUUUGCUCCCUCUUUUCUCUGCAACUUAAUUUGUUUUUCUUUCAUCCAUCUCCUGCAUCGACAGUGCAUUGAGAGACUAAUUGAGGCAGAGACACUUUUGGACGGCUUCCCUCAUCAUUAUCCUUGGAAUUAAUUGCUGCUCUGCAAUCCGUUUGAUUUGACUUUAUUGGUGCGAUCUGGUUUUCUAAUGUAACGUUGAGGGUGUGACUGGAACUCAGGCGUGAACCAAAUUGAGGUUUUUUAUUAGCGUUACGCUGCUGUCACAGUCACAGAGUUGGAAACAAAGAUUUGGCAGCUUUUGAUUUCUCUGUAUUUCUUCCUCUAAUAAAUAUAUUUACAAGACUUCACACCAAAUCUUUCCCCCAUUCUCUCCUAUUUUCCAUUACAGCAUUCAUAUUCUCUCAUAGCACAGACGCAGCACUUCAAUUCCCAGGUGCCUCCUUUGCUAACAUGUUGAGACUCCCCUUGAGCACUUCCACGCACAGAGUGAAAGAAAUGGAUUGGAUUUGGAUGUGAUAAUCAUCACUGUAGGUUGGCCCCUUUUUGCACACAGCAUUACUUUUACGUUGUUCUUGCAAGCUCAAAGUGCACAUUUAUGCAGAAGUGGCCUCUUAGCAGGGUUGAAGUUAUCAUUGCGCAUGCAGCGUUUGCAUUGUUUCCACUUAUUCUGCAAAAUUGUCACUUUCACCCCUGUCAUUGUUCCCGCCACCAACAUCUUAAAAGUUAGUGCGCACAACAACAUUCCUCAACACAGACACAAACACUCUGGCUCUAGCUGUGGUGCGUGUCUGUCACAUGUUUUUCAAGAACAUCAUGAUCCUUUUUGUUUUUUAUUGCCACACCCCUGGGCAAGCACAGUCACCGCCAUUAAGACCCAAAAACAGGACACAAAUGUGUGUGAAUGCUUUUGACUUCACUGGUAGUUUUAUCUCCCUCCGACUGAGAAUAGUCUUUUUUUGUUUUUGUUUUCCCAGACAAAUCUCUGUGGUUUUCUCACCAGACAUACAGCACAGUAGCUGUAGCACUGAAAUCUAAUGUAUUUUUGUAACAGCUGUAAAGUAAAUAAUGACUUGUUGUUGUUUUAGAUAAAGUUUUGACAGUUGGUUUUAGUCUGCUGCUGCAAUUGGAUGGCAGUGUAUUCAUAGGAACAUGUUAACAGCUAAACUCUAAGAGUUGUCAUUGCAUCUUCUACUGUUGUUGUUGUAACAUGUCAAAACCUUCUCUGGCAACCAUCCUUGUUACAAAGUCGUACCUAUUAACCUACUCUUCUUCCUGUGCUCAGUCUGGUUCUUUCUUGUGAGAACUGAAAAGCCCGGACUCAAAUUAUCUACAUACACUUCCAUCAUUUACAUAUUUGGAAAAUGGGUUGACCAAUUAUCAGUUAUUGAUUAUGUGUUUGAGGGUCAUGGGCUGUAUGACGUAAUAUGUUAUCUUGAGUUUAGUCACCUUAUCUAAUUUAAAUGAAGCAUAAACGCAAAAAUGAAUCAAAAAUAGAUUUUUUUUUUUUUUAAUGUAAUGAGAUAUUUGAAAAAGAAGAAAUAAUAAGAAACCAGGAGGUCAUUCGAUAACUGAAAAUAAAGUACACCUUUUGUUGCAAGGACAAUUUUCUUGCAAAAGGGGGAUUCACUACCUCCAUAGCCAAACACCUCAGCAUUGUGCAUCAAAUCAACCCAAGAUACAGUAUUUUUGUCAUUCUCCUCGGCUGUGGUAACAAAGUUUGUUGUUUAGCAAUAGUAAUCCAGUAUUUAUAAGGAUUAAAGCUAGUUAGCCAAUGACAGAUGACAUGAGGUUUACAUGAUGAUCUACACUGAUAACUGCAGAUAUGUAGAAACUCAGAAGAGCUGCAGUUUUGGAGAUGUGAUGACUCUCUUGCGUAGCGUCACAAUUUUGUCAAAGUGGCCCAUAUCCUUUUGAUGAUCCUUGUUGAUCCAAGAUGUUCACUCGCCAUUUGACAAAUCCCAUUAGUUGUAGCAAGAGAAUCAGUAUUGGUCCUGGUUGUGGGUGAUUGGUUAUUAAAAUACUCCAGUUUUAUUUGGAUUGGUAUCAAACUGGUCACCUUGUUGGUAUGCUUCGUAAUAAUGGACAGUGGGUGGAAAGGUUAAAAACUAGAAUAAAUGGGAAUGGGAAAAAGUGCAAAAGUCAAUUUGCAGUGGGUUUCUCCUGAUUUGUGAUGUCGGCACUGCUGUUUUUAAUACCCUUUUUAGUCUAGAACAUCCCAGGAAAUACACAUUGGAUUUAUCACAAUGCCAGAAGACAAGGGUUUGAUUGUGUAAAGGGUUUAUUGAAUGGGUUUGAAACAAACAUCAUAUCCUGGAAACAAUGCAGAAAUUCAUAACAGACACACCUUUGUUUCAUUUUUCCUGUUCUUCUGCUCUUUGUCUUCAUUCUUGUGGGAUUGUGGAUGGGAACAGAUCACUACAGGGUCACUACAGGGUCAUUAAAGCCUUGUCCUCAUAUCGAACCCUUACCUUCAAACCACAGCAGACUCUGCUUGUUUUCAGGGGUCUGUUUUCAUGGGACCGUUCUCUGUAGGAGUUCAUUCUUGCAGAGAGCAAUUUCUUCCCCGCUUUCGCGGCUCCGUCCUGGGCUGUUAGGAGCCAACAGUUUGGCCUCAUUGAGGACUUACAGUGCUUAGAGAUGGCUAAUCCAGACACCAACUGUAAACAAAGGCACGGUUCCAGGGUUUGA